CCUUUAGAACUGGUGUUAGAUAUUCUGCAACCCCUAGAGCUGUACCUUUCAUUUUAUUUAUCACAUCUUGCAUCGCCAUUCUGUUUAAAUUAUAUUUUCACUACAAAAUAAGAUAUAAAAAACAAAAAAUCCCGUUUCCUCGUGACCAGUUCGAUUGUGAAAUUGAAAUAAAAAUAUAAAUUUUAUUUGGUUCCGUUCCAAGAAGAACGUGAUGUAAUCGCAACAUGAAGUCUUGAAAGGACUAGGACGAGCUCUUCAGGAACCGCGGGAAAGCGCGGGAACGCAAAGGCAAAGUGGAUUUUACAAAAUCGGACUAAAAUCACAUCAAGAAACAGGCAUUUCUAGAUAUUUAAGGUUAUGGAUGCAUUUUUAAAAGGCUCCACAUCUUCUACGGCAUCUACGAAGAGCAAGUCACAGUCCACAAAGGAACCAAGAGCUGUACCAUGGGUAGAAAAAUAGUAAGUUUUUUAUAUCAUAUGCCCUCAUGAAACACUUCUGGGAAAGCUAUUCAGUAAACAAUUUAAAAAAUAAACUCAUAUAGAUUGUAAACUUUGUAGUCUACAAUGUUUAUUAUGUUAGGUAUAUAUGUAUAUGGCCUAACACCAGCAAAAUUCCAACCAAUUGCCAAUAUCAAGAUCAUGUUCAUGGCCUUUAAAUAUUUUGUCUUGUUUGCCUGAUUUGUAAGGCAAAGAAAUGAUAGUUUUUGUGGGAUGGGUCUAAAACUCAGGUGGGAUUCGGGAUUUUUAAUAAGAGAAAUAUUGGUCAGGUAGCGGAAUUUUUAUUCAUCGAGGGAAGAGAGAUUGAUAAAAAUACCAUAGCGAUAUGCAGGAAAGUCAUCCAAUUGAUUAGUGGGAUGCCGGAUAAAUCAACAAAACAUGCAGCCAUAUUUUAGCUUAGUCUUUACCUAAUCUGUUGUCUUUUGUUGUGUGUUCAAAAUUUACAGUUUUUAAGGGUGAUACUGAACAUUUGUCCCUCAUCCCCCCCCCCCAAAAAAAAAAGAAUUAGUUGUGAUUUAGUUUAUUGUAUUCUAGUGUAUUCAAUUCUAUGUCGUUAACAUGUUCUUUGAAUACCUAGUUAUGCAUUGUCUACAUCUGAAUUAUAAUACGUUGAGCAGUACUUAAUAUAUAAUAGAGAAAAAAAGGCGGAAGCGGGAAAUUGGGAUGAGGCAUGACAGAAAAUCAGGUGCAGGCACCUCAUUCAUCACAUGAUCCUAAGAGAAAUGUUGCUAAUGCACCUAUCAAUGUCUUCCCCCAAUGGGGGAGUGCGGGCAUAUCCAGAGGCUGUUGAAUCAUGGGCUGUAUGGAAUUCAAUCCAUGCUGAAUGCCCCUUGGGUCAUUCUUUUUUAUCCUUUUUAAAAUAUUUUUGAAUAAAAAUUUCUACCACAGCAGAUUGACCAAGUUAUAACUUUAACAGCACGAAACAGUAUUGCUUGAUUCACAAACUUAACCUGUAAAAUCAGAUCUAUGUACCUCAAGGGUCUUCAGAGCUUGGAUUUAUCUUGGUGAAAUUUAAUAUAAAAAUCCCCUGUGCACAAGGGCGUUAACUUGUUGUCAAUUGCCUGUGUAUAUACCUGCAUUCUCCCCAUUGGGGGAAGACACUGAUACAUGUACGUAGGUUCGUAAAGAUCCUAAAAAAUAGAGAUGUAACUUAAUUUUAGACAUACAAUUCACAGCCUGAAAUAACAGUCAAAAUUGUCUGGAAAAAAUGUCAGACCAAAAUGAAAUUUCAUCGCCUGAUAAUGAAUAUAUACAUGUAUGUUAUUCGAUCUUAAAAAUAAUUUGUUUUACCUUACUAUUGCUCAGUCGUCCGAAAUCUGUUGAUGAAGUUGCAUACCAAGAUGAAGUAGUGAAUGUUUUGAAAAGAACUUUGGAACUGGAUCAGGUGGGGGAACUUCCAAAUCUUCUUUUCUAUGGACCACCUGGUACUGGUAAAACAUCGACAAUAUUGGCAAUAGCUAGACAGUUAUAUGGGUGAGUGAUGUACAGUGUAUGGAUUAAAAAAGAUUCCUGGAUUUGCUAUUUCUUGUUGCAAAAAACUCAGAUACAUAGGGUAGGUCGGGUUCUUCUUUUGAGCUCACUCCCAUGAGAAUGAUAUUCUAUGUCAAUUACAUGUACAGCAGCAUAGAUAUGGCUCAAACAUAUGUUAAAUGUUAUAUCAGACGGGUUUUUUUAUUUUGCUCUGGGUGUGUGCCAAAAAUUUAGGGGGGCGGAGUGGAUGAGGGGCAGAGUGUGUGGUACUGCCAACAAGCUGCAGCAUGGGUCUGGGGACACAGUUGCUAAUGCACUAGUCAAUUGAAACCCCGGGACAGGGCGGGGGAAUUAAUGGGGGCAUGCGGGUCGAAGUAAGAUCAAGAAUUGCCUUCAAGAAUUUAAGAUCAAGAAUUGCCUUCACAUGUUGUGAACAUUUUAUAGUUCAACGAUUUCCCAUUUCCCAAGUCAUGAAAAUUUGCAAAGUGCUGGGGUCGUAGGGGCGGUAGCUUUAGCGGUCAAUAUACCCCUGGUAGUGGGGAAAUUACCAAAAUUUAACAUUGUCAAAAUGUUAAUUUCCCCACACUGUCCCGGGGGUCGGGGGGCGGGAUUGCAUUUUAGCCUUUAGAAAGGCUGAAAUGCAGUUUCUCGAAAACUACACUGGUGAUUUUCAAAUAACUUUCAAAAAAGAUUCAAAACUUCACAACAAUGUAUUUCUGCAAUUCUUGUACAAAACUAAUACACCAAACUGCAUGGGUACAGAAAAUUGCUGCCAAGAUCUUUGCAAAUUUCGGAUAAAAAUGGUGGGUGACUUCAAUUUUCUUAUUAUUCUAAGGGACGAAACAUUAGAACAGUGAGGGGGUGGGGGACAAUAGAAAAACGUUGAUACAAGCAAAACAUUUCUGCAAAUAUGGGUACAGCCAGAAGGUGGCAGAAAACCCCCAACACGAAAAAAACAUGCACACUGUAGAAUAAUUUGUAAUACUACAGUAUAUUAUUGAUAACGACGUAGGAUAACAAACAAUGGGUGAUUUAGUUGAUUGACGUAAGAAAUGUAUCGUAUGUCAUAAAUAAUAGACUUCGAAUUGAUUGUCAGAACUGAAAGCACCAGAGAAAACCAGAAGGAUUGUUUGUUAUAUAUUUUAUCGUUUGAAUAGUUUAAAUAAAUAUGUUUUAAAGUACGCGUGUGUGUUCUAUUUCCGAUGGUAUUGUUCUGAUAGUAUACAGUCCCCACGAAGCGCAACUGUCUUGCGGUGUAAGACAGAAAAGUGCAAUACACACCAAGCGAACCGUAAAACAUCCAUGCAUGGCAGAAACUCCCCCCCCCCCCCAAAUAACCAAAAUUAGCCUUCCAACUUUGAUGAAUGUUAACAUGCAUGACUUAAUGUCACAAUAGUCGCCAGUGCCCUAUAAUAUAUGCCCUACUUUGCUGUACUGUAUUGUGCGAGCAAUAACAGGCGGCUGUUUUAUCAGGCUAUAUAAAAAGCCUUACUGUAAUCAGUAAUUAAAAUGAAGAUUAGUUUGUUCUUUUACCGAAAGUGACCAGUCAAAAUGACCGGCAAGGUAAGAAUUUGAGCGGACAACUCCGCAUUCUGGCCGGACAUUGUCCGUUGACCGGCUGUUAUUUCACGCCCUGCUUUGCCGUACUGUAUGGUGCUUUGCCGUACUGUAUGAUGCUUUGCCGUUCUGUAAAUAUUGUGCUUUGUCGUACUGUAUUGUGCUUUGCGGUACUGUAUUGUGCUUUGCCGUACUGUAUGGUGCUUUGCCGUACUGUAUGGUCCUUUGCUGUACUGUAUGGUGCUUUGCCAUACUGUAUGGUGCUUUGCCGUACUAUAUUGUGUUUUGCCGUAAUGUAUGGUGCUUUGCCGUACUGUAUGGUGCUUUGCCGUACUGUAUGGUGCUUUGCCGUUCUGUAUUGUGCUUUGUCGUACUGUAUUGUGCUUUGCGGUACUGUAUUGUGUUUUGCCGUUCUGUACGGUGCUUUGCCGUACUGUAUGGUCCUUUGCUGCCGUAUUGUAUUUUGCCGUACUGUAUGGUGCUUUGCCAUACUAUAUGGUGCUUUGCCGUACUAUAUGGUGCUUUGCUGCCGAACUAUAUUGUGUUUUGCCAUAAUGUAUGGUGCUUUAUCGUACUGUAUUGUGCUUUGCGGUACUGUGUUGUGCUUUGCCGUACUGUACGGUGCUUUGCCGUACUGUACGGUGCUUUGCCGUACUGUAUGGUCCUUCGCUGCCGUAUUGUGCUUUGCCGUAAUGUAUGGUGCUUUGCCGUACUGUAUGGUGCUUUGCCGUACUGUAUGGUGCUUUGCCGUACUGUGUGGUGCUUUGCUGUACUGUAUUGUGCUUUGCUGUACUCUAUGGUGCUUUGCCGUACUGUGUGGUGCUUUGCUGUACUGUAUUGUGCUUUGCUGUACUGUAUGGUGCUUUGCCGUACCGGUACUGUAUAGUGCUUUGCCGUACUGUAUGGUGCUUUGCUGUCGUACUAUAUUGUGUUAUGCCGUGCUGCAUGGCGCUUUGGCAUGCUGUAUGGUGCUUUGCUGUACUGUAUGGUGCUUUGCUGUACUGUAUGGUGCUUUUCCGUCCUAUAUGGUGCUUUGCCAUACUGUAUUGUGCUUUGCCGUACUGUAUGGUGCUUUUCCGUCCUGUAUAGUGCUUUGCUGUACUGUAUGGUGCUUUGCUGUACUGUAUGGUGCUUUGCCAUACUGUAUUGUGCUUUGCCGUACUGUAUGGUGCUUUUCCGUCCUGUAUAGUGCUUUGCUGUACUGUACUGUAUGGUGCUUUGCUGUACUGUAUGGUGUUUUUCCGUCCUGUAUAGUGCUUUGCUGUACUGUAUGGUGCUUUGCUGUACUGUAUGGUGCUUUGCCGUACUGCAUUGUGCUUUGCCGUACUGUAUGGUGCUUUUCCGUCCUGUAUAGUGCUUUGCUGUGCUGUACUGUACUGUACUGUACUGUAUGGUGCUUUGCUGUACUGUAUGGUGUUUUUCCGUCCUGUAUAGUGCUUUGCUGUACUGUAUGGUGCUUUGCUGUACUGUAUGGUGCUUUGCCGUACUGCAUUGUGCUUUGCCGUACUGUAUGGUGCUUUGCUGUACUGUAUUGUGCUUUGCCGUACUGUAUGGUGUUUUGCUGCCGUACUAUAUUGUGCUUUGCCGUACUGCAUGGUGCUUUGCCGUACUGUAUGGUGCUUUGCCGUACUGUAUUCUGCUUUGCUAUACUGUACUGUAUUGUGCUUUGCCGUACUGUAUGGUGCUUUGCGGUACUGUAUGGUGCUUUGCCGUAGUGUAUUGUGCUUUGCCGUAGUGUAUUGUGCUUUGCAUUACUAUAUGAUACGUUGCGGUACUGUACGAUGCUUUGCCGUACUGUAUGGUGCUUUGUCGUACUAUAUUAUGCUUUGCCGUAGUGUGUUGUGCUUUGACCAGACCAGAGACGCAACUAUACAAAAUCUAUUUACAUGUAUAAAAUAAUUAAUGACCAUGCCGCCCCAAAUUUAAAACAACUAUUUCGACGAUGCAGUGAAGGCGAUUCCCCUUAUGAUCUUAGGAAUCGUGAAAAUGAUCUAGUAUUACCAAAACCAAAGAAAGAAUUUCUUAAAAGAAGUUUUAAAUACAAUGGAGCUAUCCAUUGGAAUAAUCUGUCUAUUGAAGCAAAAAGCGCUGAUUCCGUUUAUUCAUUCAAGAGAAUUAUAAAAUCUACGGCGAGGUGAAGCUGACCUGUCCUCAAUAAUAUUUAUUUGUUUCGUUUAUAUAUUUUUGUCUACCUGUUAGUCUUUGUAUGCUUCAUGUAACUUUAAUUUGUACAUAUUAUUUGUGUAAUUAGUUAGUUAACACGCCCCUCAUGAAAAACAGCUGAUGUUGAUGAGGCUAGCGUGUCAAAAUGAAGUAUUAUGUAUGUAUGUAUUGUGCUUUGCCGUACUGUAUGGUGCUUUGCCGUAGUGUAUUGUGCUUUGCCUUACUGUAUGGUACGUUGCCGCACUGCAUUGUGUUUUGCCGUACUGUAUGGUGCUUUGCCGUACUGUAUUGUGCUUUGCCGUACUGUAUGGUGCUUUGCCGUACUGUAUUGUGCUUUGCCAUAGUGUAUUGUGCUUUGCCUUACUGUAUGGUACGUUGCCGCACUGUAUUGUGUUUUGCUGUACUCUAUGGUGCUUUGCCGUACUAUAUGGCGCUUUGCUGUACUGUGCGAUGCUUUGCCGUACUGUAUGGUGCUUUGUCGUACUGCAUUAUGCUUUGCCGAACUGUAUUGUGCUUUGCGGUACUGUAUUGUGUUUUGCCGUACUGUGUUGUGUCGUACGGUGUUGUGCUUUGCCGUUCUGUAUGGUAUUUUCCCGUACUGCAUGGCGCUUUGCCGUAUUCUAUGGUGCUUUGCCGUACUGUAUUUAUUUAUUUAUUAUGCUUUGCCAAUUUCACACAAUCAUAUGUGCACAAAUACAAACACAAGAAUAUACAAAAUAUCAAUCAAUCAAUGGCAGGGUAUAUGCUACAGCUUUACGCCAAUUACAGCAGCCCUUACAGAACGAACAUGACACAUUCUACAUUAGAUCUUUAGUAAUAUAAAAAGGCCAGUCAGUUGCACCCAGGAAAACCCUCCGCAGGAUAGUAAUGGAAGGAAAGUUACAUAGUGCUAAAGUCGUUAGUUCCAACGCUGUCCGCUCCUGUGGAAAAUUUUCCUGAGUGGAAAUUAGCCAACAAUGAAGCUUAACAAGACCAACACAGAGACACACAUUAGAAUUAAUAACAACACGAAUUUGAACAAGACAAAUUACGGGACUUGUUACAAGACAAACAUACAGACUUCCUUGUUCUAGGAUUUUCUGCGUCGUAAAUGUUCAGAGCCGAUUUGUAAUAUUCAUAGAGAUCGCUUUUGAAACGACCUAAGCUUAUGUCCUUUAAAUUGUUGUCAACUCUUUUGGUAGAACAUUCCAUACUCUCGCACACCUGGAUAUAAACGAUCUCUGGAAUGUUGCAGUCCUACACUUCGGCGUGGUGAACAUCAAACAGUCAGGGGUCAGCUGAUCGCGUUGCUCUCUGCCGGAUCUGAAUUGAUGGUAGAAUGUUGCCAUUGAUGUUUAUUAUCCCAUUUACACAUUUAAAGUAAAACACCAGAUCGAGGAAUUCGUGCCAAUAGCAGAGCGGAAUGAGGUCUAACAGUUCGAGUCUCUUACUAUAGCUGACAUCGCAGAUGAAUGGUAGAUCCAAAAUAAACUUGCUCGCGCGCCUCUGGAUUCUUUCCGUGCGUUUGAUCAGUUCCACGGAUUGUGGAGCCCAGACUUGAGACGCAUAGCAUAGUUUUGAGCGUACAAGAGUCAAAUACAGAGUACGACCAACCGAGAUAGUUUUUAUGUCCAGUGUAGAUCGCCUUACGUAGCCGAGCAUUUUGGUUGAUUGAGCACAUUGGUCCUCAAUAUGUUUGGACCAAGUCAGACUGGAAGAAGUCCACACUCCCAAAUCACGUUCGUGAACAGCGCUUUUCAGAACAGCAUCAUGUAGCUUGUAGGGAUAUUCUAUUUUGUGGUGUUUUCUGGUUAUUCUCAUGACUUUACAUUUUUGAGCGUUUGGAGUUCUCUUCAAAAUUUGUUAGGUCCUCUUGUAGCGAUGAUGCGUCGGACACGUUAUUUACAGUUUUAAAGAUCUUUGUAUCGUCCGCAAAUGUUGCAAUGCUGGAGUUGCCCACGCUUUCGGAGAGGUGGUUUUCGUACAAGAGAAACAGUAAAGGACCGAGAAUAGAGCCCUGCGGUACACCUGAUGUCACUGCUAACGGUCUUGAUGUUGCUCCAUCAAUUGUUGUCUGCUAAUAACGAUUGCUGAGGUAGGAUGAAAACCAGUUGAGAAGGUUACCUCGAAACCCGAACUCGUGUAAUCGGUGCAUGAGCUGAGCGUGACUUACUUUAUCGAAAAUCACGUCUAUCUGCUUACCGUUGUCUAAUUUCCGACCUAUCUGUUCGAAUACUUCGGCAGUUGCGUUACGCAUGACUUUCGUGGAACAAAACCGUGUUGGCAAGGGUUGAUUUGUUGAAAAACAUGAUGUUGGAUGUUAUGGAAAACGCAAUGCUCGAGGACUUUGGAGAUAAGGGAAAGCAACGAGAUUGGACGGUAGUUCUCGACAUAGGAUUUCUCACCCGUUUGUGUACUGGUACGACAUUCGCUAAUUUCCAAUCAUCAGGAAGAACACCACAACGUAAAGAUUUGUUGAAGAGAGCGCAGAGUGAAGGAGCGAUUUGGGAUGAUGUUUCCGUCGACAAACGUGCUGGGAUUCCGUCUGGACCAUGAGCUUUAUUGUUAUUUAGAUUAGUGAAUAUGGUUAUUACUUCGUCGUUAGUCAGUGUUAUGUCUUCCAAAACAAUUUCUGGAUCCGAGUGUUCUCCUAGAUUGUGGUCACUAUUGUUGUCAUGCGUAAAAAUUGAGGCGAAAUAUUCGUUAAAAGUAUUCGCAAUGUCUACGUUGUUGUUGGAAUACGUUCUUUGAUUUUCACUAGAUUUAACCGAGACUUUUAACGGAAUAUUAGAUACCUUAGACUCAAUCUUGAAAAACGACCAGAAACGUUUAGGAUUGGGUUCACGAGAUGCACUGAUUGAAUUGAUAUAGUCCAAGCGACUUCCACGCAACAUUCUUUUAAUUGUCCUGCGGAGCUCUCGAAAUCUGUGCUUGAGGUGUUCACUUGGAUGUCAGGAUCUUUUAAUUCUCGUUCUUAUGGAGUUUUUCUUCUUGAUGUAGUGAAGUAUUGUACUGUUCAUCCAAGGGAGAUGGUUUCGACCUCGUAGUGUUUUUGUCGGCACAAAUUUCGAUAACGCGCCCAAAAACGCAUUUUCCACGCGAGCCAAUCCUGGUUGAUAUUGCCGUUCUCUGAUAUAAGUUCACUGAGGUCGAGGGAUUGAAGAUGCUUUCGUAGACCAUCAAUGUCAGCGCGUCGGUAAUCAAACACUGAACGUUUUAUCUUUGGGAAAGGAUUGCAUGGGAGGAAGAGGUCGAAAAUAAUGGCGUUGUGGUCGGUUGAAAUGUCUGAAUCACUUGGUUUUAAAAAUUCGCAUAUCUUGAUUCGGUCGGGAACACUAGUGAUAACAAUGUAUGGUGCUUUGCCUCUCUGUAUUGUGUUUUGCCGUGCUGUAUGUUGCUUUCUGUACUGUAUGGUGCUUUUUAUUAUUAUUAUUAUUAUUAUUAUUAUUAUUAUUAUUAUUAUUAUUAUUAAUGGUUUAAGAUACACACCUUCGCAAUAGAUUGAAUUAUGGUGCGUUUACAAAAUUAGUACGCUAUAUAUAUUUACUAUAUAAAAAGUUAAAUUACAUGCAUGAAGUCUAAAAAUCUUAUUGAAUUGCUAUUAAAAUCAACGUAUUUAAGUAUCACGCUUAAAUUUCUUUACUAUAACUAUUAUAUAAAGCUACUGUACUGGGAAAAAAGCUACGGCGAUAUCUUUCUGUUCGGCAUUUUAUUGUUGUUAAUGUGUUAGAGUUUCUAAGUUCAUAAUCAUUUGAACUAGCCCUAGACAAUGGAACAUAUUUUGACAGUGGUCCUCCAAUUUCUAUGCGUUUCAUAGUGUUGAGGCAAUGUUGUUCUCGCCUUUCAUCCAAUCUGGAACACCCAAGUUGUGCUAAUGCUUCCCUAUAAGAGUAACCCGUUAAAAUAAUCCUCAGCGCUCGUUUUUGCACUCACUCUUCGCCGUAUUGUAUAGUCCUUUGCCGUAAUGUAUUGUGCCUUGCCGCACUGUAUUGUCUGGUAAAUAUUGGAAGUUUAUAUACAUACGUAUUAUAUACAUUAAAACCAAUCACAACCACAAAUAUCAAGAAUAUUUAUAAGACAUUCAGUAGAAGGAAUAAAACUACGUUUGAAACGUUCUGUUGUACAUUUUGGUAAUGUGUGGCAUUCGUUCUGUUGAAGAUUAUCGUGUUCAUUAAUGCUAAUGGUUGGUAUAUAAAAGAUGGUGAAAUCGAUAUUCAGACAUUCAGUAUUACAGAUUUUAUUUAAGUUUUGCUGUACAAAUGGUCACGUCUUUCACGUAUAAGUAUACACCAUGAUGGAGAUAGAGCAUGGUCAUAAUGAAGUCUGGGUACAUAAUUGUACACAGGGCCGCCCAGAGGGGGGAGGGGUAAAUUUCACCAGGCACCUAGUUGAAGGAGAGUCCCCCAAAAUGUAAAAAACUUGCAGAGAAGGGGCCCCCAAAUUCAAGAUUUUCGGGAAUAUUCUGAAAUGUCCAAGGAAAGUCUUAAAAGUUUACGAGUUUGGGUUCGAUAAAAGCUUUUCGGGCCCCCCUCUUUAUUAGAUAUGGUUCUGGAAUAUCUUUGGGCGACUCUGAUUGUACAUCGAAUUACCUGCAUUAACGGAUGCAUUGUGGCUUAACGUUCUUCAGUUAUUCCUCGGUACUGUAGGUAUUGGGCACGAUUUUAUUUUUAAAAAUUUAAGAAAUGUUUUUGAACCCCGACCCCACGUUUUCUUUGUAUUAUUUUGUAUUGUAUUCAUGGUUUUGUAUUGAAUUCAUCAGGAAUUGUUAUGUAUUCAGAUUUGGGUAGAGUACAUUUGUACGUUGCAAUAAAAAACACUGUAUUUUUUCAUGAUUUGGUUUGACAAACAUUAAAAAAAGCUCCUUUGUCUUUCAGUAUUAAAAAAACCCAACUUAUAAGGUAAAACUAGUCUCUGUCUUAAAACAUAAUUAAAUAGUGCGGUUCCAUUCUACUUUUUAUACAAUUACGAUUUUUUCUUUCGUCCGAGCUGGGUGAAAUUAAAUAGAACGCCAUUUUGCUUGCAUCCUGAAAACAUAAAAAACUCACUCCAAAAAAGGAAUCAAUUUUAAAUAACUCCACCAAAAAUAGUUAAUCAUGCAUAUACAAACUAGUUCCCCAACACGCUUUAACUUCUCCAAUAGAAUUAACUCCAAAUAUGAAGUUAACAUAAGUUCAUAACCAUAAAAUUUUUAACUAAGAUGAAAACACUGUAGUUUUCUUUUUACCGAAUGUUUCGUUUGGUGAUUUGAGUUAAUAAGCCAUUACAUUACAAUGUAUUAUAUCUUUUAGACCUGAACUUAUGAAGGAUAGAGUACUGGAGUUAAAUGCCUCAGAUGAAAGAGGAAUUGAGGUAUGCAGCGCAAAACGGAUAAAAAAACAUACUAUACAAAGUUGAAACAAAAUACAAAACAUACUGACUGCGCAUUGAGAUAAACUGCCUAUCUUUUUCUUGAAGCCAAAUUUUGACCCCCGGACGCUCGUGAUCAUAUCAUGAUUGACUGAUUGAGUGCUCUUCGCACGUGUGAAAUGACUGGGACUGGCCCUCAAAUUUCCGGUUAGAGGUAGCGUUCCAGCUACAGUGUAUAUUCAUUUCAAUGGCUUGAGGGGACCUUGAUAAUUUCGGAUACCACUUAAACCUGAACUCAAUCAAGGGCGGAUUUUCAUACUGAGCGAGCUUCGGUAGGGGUUAGGCGUUAGGGUUAAAGACAUUCAUAGCUUUGAAAAACUUUGAGUAAAAUAGUGAGACCCCAGCGCUUCAUAAAUUGUAGUUGUAAUACAAAGUCAUGUAGGAUUGGAAGGCCUUGUGUGAUCGGCGAAGUAUUUCGUAGUACGCAUGCAAAUUUAGGAAAGUUAUACUUUUUAUUUCCUUUCGUUACAAUUUUAGGUUGUUCGAAACAAAGUAAAAAAGUUUUCCCAAAGAGCUGUUUCUUCAACAACUCCAAGGUAUUUUACUAAAGCCUGGUCGAUUUUUCUCCUCCAGGCAAAUGUGAUAGAAUGAAUGACAUUACUUCUGAAUAGCGACUCUGUACCUUUGUGUGCGAGUUCACUCAUUUGCAUCCGUCAGAAACACAAAAUUGCCAUUGUGAACCAGGCCUAAACAAAUAUAUAUAAGAGAAGCACGGGUCACAACCGGAAAUUGCACAGAAAAUUGGGUAACUACAUACUUCAUCUUGCACGGAUAUUUUGGAUCCGUGUACCACUAUCCUUAGACAAUAUUUUACGCUAUUUAAUAAUGCAAAGUUUGUGAGGGUUCACGCAAGAUGAAGUACUUACCGAAAAUUGGCCAUGUCGUCGCUGAGCAUUAACUACAUAGCAUCAUUGGCUCAGUUAAGAAUCUUCCGCACGCGUUUUGCCUUGCUUUUCUUUGACCACUGAUCUCAUAUAACUAGGACUGGAUAGAAAAUCUGCCAUGCAUAAACGAAGCCAAUGGAUGGCUUUUUAUUAUACUGUAUAUUUUUUCAUGAAGUAUAAUUAUACGUCUUUUUCAUGAAGUAUAAUUACGUCUUUUUCAUGAAGUAUAAUUACGUCUAAUUGCGUGUGUACAUGCAUUUGCAUGAACAGUAUAUAAAUAAUUAGUCGUAUCAAUAAUAAUGUUGACUAUUCGACACUUUUCAAUAUACCGGAAUCAUGAGCUUGCGUUUUGUUGGGUUUUUUUUGUGAAGGGUAAAAAAAUAAUGUUGACUUUUAAUAUACCUACGUAAUUAUAUAUACGCUUGCUUUUUGAGGGGUUUAUUGAAAGGUGAUAAUUAAGCUGUUACUCUUAAUUAAAGACUUUUUGUUCAUCAGCGCAGUUACACGCAUCGCGGAUGUCGAAGUGGAAACAAAGCUAUAUAAGGGCUGGAUUGUAGGAGUAGCGAUUCAAAAAUUAAAUACUAUUGGGUGGUUAUGGCAAUUGAUACAACAGAUCUGAUCAUGUUCGCGAAAGAUAUGUGUUUAAUAAGCUAUGUGGCGAAUAUAAAGUUGAUAACGGUAGAGGUGGUGGUCUUCGUUGUCAAUAUUGUUCUCUGUGUCCUUGGAACGGUGGCUAACGGUGUGGUUAUCGUGGCAUAUUGUCGCAACCGUCGUUUACGAACAUUGCGCAACUUUAUUUUUGCCGCACUUGCUAUCACAGACAUAACAGUAACUGCUUGUGUUCAACCUAUAUAUAUCACGUAUGACAUCAUUCGCUUCAUCCAUGCAAAAACAUGUAGUUUUGCGCUUAUUUCUGUCAGCGUUUUCACCAGUUUUGUUUGCGUUGUUUUAUCCCUAUCAACUAUUCUUGUUCUCACUAUGGUAAAUUUCAUCGCCUUGGCUUACCCCUAUCAUUAUGCAAGCAUCGUCACAAAGUAUCGCUUGAAAGCAACGCUUCUUGUUCUGUGGAUGUUUGUUUUGAUUUUAUUGAUAGUUUCGAUAUUCGUCACGCGAAAGCUUGUUCAUUAUGGAAUAGCAUGUACAGCUGUGAUAACUAUGUCCAUCGUUGUUCUCACUUGGAUUUGGAAAUUGAAGCUUAUUCGUCGACAUCGCAAUGCUAUUCACGAAGCUCAGCCUUCAUCACUUCGUGAGAUUACAAAUAGAAAUAAGAUCAUGAGAUCAACUGUUACCGCUUUUCUUGUCAUGUCAAGUCUGUUCAUAUGUUAUUUGCCAUGUGUGUGUUUCUUUGUUUAUUUUUCAUUCGGUCAAAUUUCGAUGGCUGUUGGAGAAAUUUGGCUUCACACAGCGCUGACGAUGGCGUUUGCAAACUCUGUGUUCAACCCCUUUCUUGUAUUCUGGCGUUGCAGCGACUUUAGACAAACUGCGGCCAGUCUUUGCUAAGACUUGAUAUUUUUGACGACAAAUAUUGCCCGACCUAUGCUGCAGCCCGUAGAGUCGUGUACGUUUAAUAGAGGACUUUUCUUCGCGAAAAAAGGCGUUUGACAAAAGGCGCGUGCACACCACUGGUGCACACAUGUUUUGAAGUUCGCGCCAAGAACUUCAUCAUCAUGGUGGCUUUGCCCACGCUCGACGAGCGAUUAAUACGACCAAUUUUAAUCACGUAAAAAAUCAGUCGCGCGGGCACGCCAAGAAAGUUGAAUGUAGUUCUACUUUCAUGGCGUGUCCGCGAGCAGUCCUCUGUAGCCCUAUGGCCUAUUGCGUGCACAACAUGAAAGUUGAACUACAUUGAACGGCGGCCAUGUUGUUGUGAAUUCUUUUCCAGCUGGUAAUUCCAGCAAAUAUAGAAUAAAAGUUAUUCCGAAUAAGCAAUGCAUAAUAAUAACACACAAUUAAUAACAUGCACAUGCACAGUCACACAAUGCUGAAGAUGAAUCAGAUUUGAUUCGAAAUAUACAGUUUUUAUAAAUUAUGUGUUAUUAUUAUGCAUUCCUUAUAUAGGGAAUAACUUUUAUUCUAUAUGACAGUUGUUGUGACAAUUCGACAGUGGUGUUGCUAUGUUAGAAGAGGUUCAUAAAGUUUCUGGUAAUUGCAGAUAGGAAUAGAAACUGCCUAGAGUAGAGUGAAAAUCGUUAAUAGUGUCAUUUUUUCAUCUGAAAUUUGCGAGUGUCAGUGAAUAAUUAAUGAAGUCACGGCAAUCAUUAGAAGAGCCUUCAAGAGGUGCGUAGUUAUGUAGAAAAAUAUAUUUGCUUGAUAGUAUAAUUAAUUUAAACACGUAGCGAUUUGAUUUGUAAAGGACAGAUUAUAAAUUUCUCCUCGUUAUAAAUAUUCUGGAUUUAAAAUUAAUUCCCUGAAUUCAAAAGGUUAGUCUAUCCAGUACUAGUUUUGAGACCAGUGGUAACGUUUAAAAAAUAAAGCACAGGCUGAUGUUAUUGUAGUAAAUGAUCGUAAUUCGCCCCAUCUUCAAUGAAAACAUUUUCCAUAUUUCUGUACAGUUAUACAGGGUGUCUAAAAAAAACACUAUGGAAAUUCAGCAGGCUGUCGUGGAUCAUAAACGUGGCUAAACAAUUCAAUUUUUACAUAGGACGAAAGAACAGUUAUUUAGCUUUUCAAUGAUACUCUUUUUAAAUCGUAACGAUGAAAAAUGGCCACAUACUCGUCAAAUAAAAAUUGCCGGUCGAAAUCACAUUCUUCCACCGUUGGGAAUUGCAUGGAAAACGAAACAUAAACAAUUCCCAAGUGGGAAUUAUAAUUGAAUGUUAAAUUAUCUAAAAUAAGCUCAACUCGUCAAUCUUCGUCUUAGUGAGACCAUAAGAACGUCCAUUAUUGCAUUAAACAUGGUUCAAUUAACCACUGAACCAUAGAUAUCUAUGCACUGAACAGAGAGCAUUCGUAAUCAAAACGUUUUACGAAACAAGUACCUUGCAGCAGACUCGCGAUGCUUUUGGAUUGAUCAACUUUGCAUAAUUAAUGUAUUUUCAAUUCCCAACGGUGGAAGAAUGUGAUUUCGACCGAAAAUUUUUAUUUCACGAGUAUGUGGCCAUUUCUCAUCGUUACGGUUUAAUAAAUAUAUCAUAGAAAAGCUACAUAACAGCUCUUUCGUCCUAUGUAAAAAUUGAAUUGUUUAGUUAAAUUUGUGAUGCACAACAGCCUGUUGAAUUUCCAUAGCGUUUUUUUUUUAGUUUCCAUAGCGUUUCGUUAGCGUUUGCGGUUUUUUUUUAAUUUCCAUAACGUUUUUUUUUUAGUUUUUUUUUUAAUUUCCAUAGCGUUUUUUUUGUAGAAACAUGCGUGGGAGAACGACAGAUUAUCAGUGACAGUGGGGAAACGAGCCCAGGUUAUUUCGAGCUCUCCCAAAAAAACACAAGUGUUUGUAGAAACAUAGUCAUAGGGGGAAAUGUUUUCUAUUUCCUUCAUAAUAUAACUCAAGAAAAAGUCAUUUAUAUCGAUUAAUUUACAAAUUCUCAUUAUCUCGGCAUAAAGUCAAUUCGAUCGGUUGCCCGCUCUUUGCUCCUGUCAACAAGUUUUACUCUAAUUAUAUGAACGUAUGUAUGGCCCAUGUUCUCGUACUAAUAAUGCAUAUUAUUUUAAUCGCCGUAAUUAUACAAAGGAGAGUGAUCCAGUAAUAUAUGCGCAUUCUUAUUACACUGAUCAGAAAUAUCAAUACCGACAAGCUGCCGUCUGUUAUUUCUAUUCCAAGAUCAAUUUUGACAGCAUGCCUGUAUAUAUUUACUUUUUUUGCAGGUGGCCAAAACUAAUUUGCAGUUAGCCCCACGUACAAUGCGAGCAUGGGGGUCGCAGGAAAUUUGUGGUAAAUUAAUUAGUCCUCAGAAGGUCAAUGUUUGGCUAUAGGAACAUCACUUAGCCCUUGAGUUUUUUUGCAGAAAAGACAACUAUUAACUACGAUCUGAGGAAAUCUGCAAAACGAUACUCAUGGGAAAAUUCAAACAUACCAGUGUGCGCAGGACCUUCUGACCCAGGUUUGCAGGAGUCGCCAGAACGGGCUUUAUGAUUGGUUGAUCAUAACAAUAACAGACACAACUCGUCCCCGAGCCUGCGAUCCUCGGGAAGGAACGUGAGGCUCUGGGAUAAUCCGUUGCCGGAAGCCAGGAAUCCUGGCUAAGAUUGAACUGCGCAUUCUAUAUCAACGGCCAAUCAGAUUCCUCCCUGAAACGGAUUAUCCCAGAGCCUCGCGUUCCUUCCCGAGGAUCGCAGGCUCGGGGAACGAGAUUGUAACAGACAAUGAACUAUAGAAGUCAUCUUUCAAAAGAAUGAUGCUUUAAUGCUUUAAUGAAAUACUCCUAAAACAGUAUUAUACUACACUAGAAGGAGUUAUGUAUACUGAAAAACUAGAUAAUAUUUAUAUUUAUUUACAAGAAAGUCUUCAUAAUCACUGUAUGACACAUAUAUUAGGCGGUGAUUAGAAUGUUGUUGUUAUAUGCUAUUAACAACAACAAUGACAAAAACGACAACGACAACAACCUAAGACUACAAAACGAACAUAUAGUACAGUACAAACGAUUCAAAACAAUACUAAUUAGCUAUAUACAUUAUAUACAUUGACACACGACUGAAUUUGGCGGUAAGGACAGAUAUUAGGCAGCCUGGAUGCUCUAGUCCAAGGACACACGUCAUCAGGAAGACUGAUUCCAACAAGGCCUUGAUGGAUCUUGUAGAACAUAGUGGCUUGGUGUAGCAGUCGCCGUUGUUGGAGUUUGUCCCAACCCAGGUGGUCGAUCAUUGGAGAGACGUGGCUAGCUCUGGAAUAGUGAUUGAAGACAAAUCUAGCAGCUCUGCGUUGAACCAUCUCGAUCUUAUUGAUGUUCCUCUUGGUGUAAGGGUUCCAGACUGUAGAAGCAUACUCAAGUUGUGGACGGACAAGACUAGUAUACGCUCUUGACUUAACAGCAGCGCUACGUUCUAAGUAAGCCAAGAGUGCUAUUUGCCUUACUACAUAUGAUGUCACAAUGAUUGUUCCAGUUCAAGUUGUGGUUUAUAGUAAUGCCCAGGUAUUUGGUAGAAGAUACUCUGCUAAUUGUUUGAUUAUUCAUCAUAUAACUAUAUAUGUUUCAGGGACACGUUUAUUUGUAAUUCCUAGGUGGUAGCAUUUUGAGAAAUUGAAAUUUAGUUGCCACUUGUUAGCCCAAUUAUUUAGAUUGUCUAAAUCCUCUUGUAACGUGACGUGGUCCUGAUCGUUAUUAAUUUCUCUAUAAAUGACUCCAUCGUCAGCAAACAAGCGAAUUUGGGAUUUAAUAUUCUCAGAAAUAUCGUUUAUAUGGAGAAGAAAUAAGACAGGUGCGAGAAUUGUUACUUGGGGUACUCCAGAUAUGACAGGUUGAGGGUGAGAGUGGGAGCCAUUAACCGAGACAACUUGAGAGCGGUUGGAAAGAAAAGCCUUGAUCUAAUUGGCGGAAAGUCUUCUAAUACCAUAAUGGUCUAAUUUGGACAUCAUGCGAAGAUGAGGAACAGAAUUAAAGGCUUUACUGAAGUCUAAGAGAAUCACAUCGGUUUGUUUCUUCUGGUUGACACUUUUUGCCCAAUCGUUGAUUGCCGUAAUUAGUUGAGUCUCACACGAAAAUAGUUUGCGAAAUCCGUGUUGUUCAUUAAUUAGAAUAUCAUGAUAUGCUAAGUGCUUUAAAACAUGGCUAAGAAUGAUAUGUUCCAUGACUUUGCAACACAGACACGUCAGAGAGAUUGGACGGUAGUUAGCUGGGUUGGAUUUUAAGUCCUUUUUAAAAACAGCAGAAACAAGGGCCUUUGACCAGUCAGGUGGAAGUGUACCAGAAUCAUAGGAUUGUUGGCAAAUGAAACAAAGCCAGUGCGAAAUUCAUGGAGAAAGUUCUUUAAGGAUUCUAGCUGGGAUUUAAUCAGAACCACAGGCCUUACUGGGGUUAAGUUCAGAGAGUUGCUUGGCUACACCUUGGGAGUUGAUUAUCAAAUCUGAGAUGGAGGUGUAUGGAGAUUGACCUUUAUUUGGAAUUGGAGAUUCUCACGGGUGAAUACUGAAUGGAACUGGGAGUUAAUGGCGUCAGCUUUUGAUUUAUCAGAAACACAUAAUUUGUCGUUGAAUUUUAAUGGAGGUAUGCCAGAGCUCUCAGAUUUACUUGUACGUACAUACGACCAGAAUUUCUUUGGAUUGAUAUCUAAGCUUGCGCCAAUAACGUCAUUCAGAUAACUACUGUGAGAUUGUUUGACGAGACGAGAGACUAAGUUUCGUUCUUUCUUGAACUCAUCCCAGUAUUUAGGUUUGUGAGAUUUGAGAGCCUUUUUAUGUAGGCGAUCUUUCAGCCGCAUGUGCCGUUUGAUAGCAGAGGUUAUCCAUGGAAGUUUAUAUUUAAGCGUAGAUUUCUUGUGAGGAACAUAAUCUUGAAUACCUUUUGUCAAGGUUAAUUUAAAUUUUAACCAGUUUUCAGAUACAGAGUUACGUUGAGGACUAGAUAGGAAAAAGUUUUCCGAUGCAUGUGACAUAAAUGACAUCUCUUAUGUGACAUAAAUGACAUCUCUUAUAGAUGAAAACUUUGUGUGGAGGUUUGAACGAUCUAGUAGCCGCGACAUCGAUGUUAAAAAGGACGGCCAAAUGGUCGCUGAUUCCUGACGUGGUCGAAACAUUAGAUACAUUAUUAGGGAAUGAAGACAAUAACAAGUCCAAGUUUUUGUUAGAAGCUGAACGAGCAGGGAACGUGAUGUGUUGUGUAAGGGAGAAGUCGUCAAGUGUCUGGAGAAGUUUCUUAUGAUGUAAGGAAUUGAUUUCACUUGAAAGUUCUGGCGACUCAGAUUUCCAGUUGAUGUCUCCAAGGUUAAAAUCACCGCCUAGAAUAAUAUUUGGAUGAUGAUUAGUCGAUGAUUAGUCGGAAGAGGAGUUGGGAGGUCUGUAAUAGGAUGCUAAGUAUAAUUUCUUGGAAUUCUGGAACUUUACUGAGGACCAAAGAAUUUCACAGUUCGCAUCGAAUUUUGGACAUUCUUCGCAUACAAUAUCGGAUUUAACAGCGUGAAAAACACCACCACCAUUUGCAUUUCUGUCUUUUCUAUAGACAGUGUAGUUGGAUGGAAGUAAGUGGGUAUAUCAUUGUGUAGCUUGGAUUCAGUUCCUCGAACAACGUCAGGGUUGUGUAGGUCAAGUAGAGCUUGAAAUUCUGUGAAACGGGAUGUACCUUUCAAACCGUUACAAUUGAUGAUCAUUCCUUUUAGAUGACGUUUAGAUUUAACUCGUUUACACGUAGGUAUUGGAUUGGGGGUUGAAGCGAAUUAUUUAUUAUUACUACUAUUAAUUAUUAUACAGAAUUAUUAAUAUUGUUUUAUGAAGCCAAUCACAAAACACGAUCAUUUUAGGUUAGUAUUGCAGUUUGCUCAAGUCACCUGCAGGUACCACUGUACCAGGUUAGCGCUUAUCCCAACAUCUACACUCCUGCAUGAUUUGAAAGAUAACACAAAGUAAGCAUAACAACAAUUGGAAAGAAGCUUUCGGUCUUCUGGUUGUAAUAUAAACAAUUAAGACGCCUGCUCAGGCGUCCACACUGGCCUUGGUUGACAACUUAUACGUCCUUAGCCUACACCUUUUCACGCAUUAUUUAUUUGGGUUCGCAUUUAUACAAGAAUUUUACUUAUUUUUAUCACACAUGGCAUAAAUUUGGCAGAUUUUGACCAAAACACAAGGCCAUUGCAAUAUCAUAUUUGACACUACAGCUUUCACGUUUCCACAGCUAACUAGUAUUGGAGCUGUUGUUGCAUACAUUUUAUUGUAUAACACCAGUAUUGUUCUCAUUACCUAUAGCAAAACCUAAUACUAACGUCCUCUUAAGACAUUAAUUUAAUUAACUGCGUUAUAUAAUAUAAUUUCAAUAUCAUCUAAACACAGUUUAUACCAAAUUAGAUACAUGAACAAUACCUAGCUACCGGCUCCACUUAUACGUUUUAACCUUUUACCUUGAACUUGUCCUUGCCUCGUUUUAUAUAUUCAGUAUAUUAUGAUUCACGAUUUCACUGGCAUUCGUCGAUCCAAAUUUUAUUUUAGGAUUUUCAGAGUGCACAAAGAAAAAGACAUUAAUAAUCUUGCGAGUUUACUCGCAAGAAAGUCCAGAGCUGGACUGCAACGCAAAAUCCAUAGAAUACAGGUCAAAAUGUUAACGAAAUUGUUUGAAACAUUUUCCCACUCCAAGAAUGGCCGUCAUUUUGAAACUGAACUGCAUAGGUCACUGGAACACUGUACACUGAGCCUGCGAUGCCUCGAUGGUAUGCCGUGUUUGCGACAACCAAAAAAACGACGAAGGUAGAAACGGGCUCAUUUUAAGAUACUGGCUCUAUCGGCCAGUGUAAUUAGUAUAAAAUAAUCAUGGGCGCAUGACAGCACUCGAUGCCCUCUUUGACUUUUCGAAGUGUGGAAAACCGACCCGUAACGACGAGUUGCCAUUGAAUUAUAGCUUACUUGACAAUUGGCAUGCCAUGCAAAAAGCUAGCCUGCAUGACCGCGACGUUCUGGUUUACCCGCGAGUCGGAACAGCCGUGUGCCUCCUUCGACUCGUAUACCAUCUAUCAUGCAGGUUAACCGAUCUUUAUAGUUUAUACAGACGGUUAGUGGGCUGUAUGUGAUCAUUCUAUUUCCUUUAUUUUAGUGGCAAGAAAUGUCCUCCUUUUAAGAUAGUUAUCUUGGAUGAAGCAGAUUCGAUGACCAGAAAUGCCCAGGUACGUGCAUAGCAAGUCGGCGUCUUUAACCUUCUGUUCGACGAAAAUAAUUGCAUCAAUUGAGAUAUACAGGGGUAUCAGAAAAAAGUAGACAAUUUUGAAAUGGCUUUCAAUUCACAAAUCCGUUCAUGUCAUGAAUUUAUUUAUAAAUUGUUUGGGUACUUAUAAUGUAGAAUAAACAAAACAUUUUCCAGAGCAGGGGGUUGUCUUUUCUAGCAGCAUUAAACAUAGCUUGCGCGUGAAAUUUAAAAGUUUUAAACGCAUUUUGAGUUCAUGAGCGAGAAAUUUGUUAGGGCCUAUGUGUUUUAUUAAUGGUCCAAAUAGCAGAAUAUUUGCUCAAUUUUAAGUUCUUUGAAUAGCCUCUGAAACUUUCAUUUUUCGGCACCAAUGCCUUUCACGCAUGAUUAAUUCAUGCGUUUACCUAAUUUGCAUAUUGUUACUUUAAAAUCUUAAAAGAUGUUUUCAAACUGUAAACAAUUAUAUGGUUUCCCGAAAAUUUGCAGUAGUUUACGUAAAAAGAAGUAUAAAAUGCACUAUUAUACACUGAUUUACGGCUAUUGAAAUACGGUUUAAAAUUUGCUGCCUACCAUCGUGGAAAGGAAGCGUAGUCCACUAUAAAUAAAUUUUCAAACCAAACAAGACGAAAAUUAUUUUUAUCCUGGACUAAAACACAAACAAUAACCUAUAGCAUAUAAUGUAAUAAACGUAUCUUAAGAAGUUCUUUGUAGGUUUGCAUGGCGAUAAAACAUAUAAUACUUUUGCUUGUGGAAACACCACGUAAAUUUAUUACUGCAAAGCUUUCGAUCCGUAAGCCCGGAUCUUCAUCAGUGCUAAUAAUAUGCGACUUGUUCAAUUCACACGCCUUUUUUUUCUUUGGUAUAUAAAGGGCGUGUGAAUUGAACAAGUCACAUAUUAUUAGCACUGAUGAAGAUCCGGGCUUACAGGUCAAAAGCUUUGCAGUAAUUAAUUUAUGUGGUGUUUCCACAAACAAUUCAAUUCAAUUCAAUUUUAUUUCACACGUUUACAAAAAGAUAUAGUUAGACAUUAAUUACAUCACAAAAAAAAUCAUAAUGGAAGGGAGAAAAAAGGGAGUUAAUUAUGGUAUUAUAUCGUGUACAGUGGCCAAAGUAGCUGAGAAGCUUUCGAGUUGGCCACCGUUUACAAAAUUGUUGUUUUGUGACUGUUUACAUAAUUGAGAAAAAAGAACAUGACGUGUUUGGUGUGGCUGGAUCAGUGUCUGGAUUCUACGCUUGGCUUAGGAUAAGUUUUCUUGUAUAUUUAGAUUUAAAUAUUCUAACUGAAGUCGACUGCUUAAUAUGCAGGUCUAUCGUUUCCCAAAUAUUGGAUGACGAAAAAAGAAAAGUGUGUUUGCCGUAAUUUGUGCGCGCUUUUGGUCUGCUAAAGUUUUGAUUUGCCGCGAAUCUUGUAUUAUACGAGUGACAGGUAGAUGCGAUGGAUAUGGAGUUUGGAUUUUAUAUGUAAAAAUUGCAAUUUUCAAUUUAAAAACAUUGUCAACGUUGAGUAUUCCCAAUAGAUUGAGGUAGGUACUGGCAUCUUCUCUUUUAUGCGCAAAGAAAAUGUUUCGUACACAUUUAUUUUGAGCAAUGCGAAUUUUGGAUAGGUGGGUAGUAUAGGUGUUUCCCCAGCUCAUUAUUCCGUAGUUAAGAUAUGGAUAGAUUAGGGAAUAUAGUAGAGUUGUUUCAACAUCUGUAGGUUCACAUAAUAUCGCAAUUUAUUAAGGAUGCCAGUGUUUUUAGAUAUUUUGCUUUUUAUGUGGUUUAUUUGCUGGCCCCACUUAAGGUGUUUAUCAAUAUAGACGCCCAGGUAUUUGAUGUAGUCUUUUUGUUCAAUCUCAUGAAUUCUGACAUUUGAUAUUUGUUUUUUAUGUGAACUAAUGAUCAUGUAAUUAGUUUUUUAAAGUUAAUAGCUAGUUUAUUAGCUGAACAAUAGUCAAGGAUUUGAAUAAAUUCUUCGUUCAUGAUUUUAGUUACAUCUUGAACAUUGUCACUGGAAUAGAAGACAUUAGUAUCGUCAGCAAAAAGUCUAAAUGAGAGUUUCGUAGAACAGUUUGGCAUGUCAUUAAUAUAAGUAUUAUAUAUUGUAUCUUAUUGUAUCAAAAGUAUUAUAUAUUGUAUCUUAUGCUAUUUAACAAUUAUUCGUUUUAACAAAUAAUUGUUUUAGUAUUUUUACACAAGCUUUUGUGUUUUUUUUUGAGACUGAAUUUAUUUUAAUUUCGCUUAUUUCUUUGUCAGUAUAAACGUCCACAAAACCGGUGGCCGCCAUUUUGAAAAUUUCUGUUUUGUUAUAUUCACCUGUAGGUCAAAUUACGUCAAAUUUAACCAAUCACAAGUGAACAUAACAAAUCCUACACAUUGAUUGGUUAAAUUGAUAUAUUAAAAUAUAUCAACUUGUAAAAGAUCCAGUCUCAACGUUAUUUGGUAUUAGAAAAGUUCCAUCAUUCGUUCACAUACAUAAAUGCAUGGUAAUUAGUGAUUUCUUGUGGCUUUCGGAAGCGACUUCAAAACUAGAACUAAAUUUACUUUUUGCUCAAAGUAAACAUUGUAUUGUUGCGCAUGCGUUGUACUAGAACGUAACUUAACAGAACAGAACAGAACAGAACAAAACAAAACAUUAAUUCAAAAAACUAAAUUGAAAUUACUGUUUAAACCAGAACUAAAUUAAAUGUAAAAACAUCGAUUUACGAAACAAUUGGCCAUAAAAUGACUAUUUUCAGGAUUUUGAAGUGAUCUGAAACUUUUGCACAUGAAUAGGGAGUCGUAUACUUCAAUUCAUCCCAUUAGUUUUGCAAUCUAAUUCAGUCAAUAUCUUGUAAAAUUUAUAAAGGCUGCACUACGAAGAACAAUGGAGAAACAAAACAAAACUACCAGGUUUUGUCUCAUUUGCAACUAUGUCAGCCGGUGAGUAGUGUCAGAAAAUGCGAUCAAUGCUAUGCCCACCUAUGCUCGCCCGCGAUUAUUAACUUUAGACUGUGCUAGUGUAAAUAGCCAAGCGGAAUUAGUACCCUCGCCCUUGGCUUACGCAUGAAGUUCUUCUUAUUCAACAUUCACUGUUCCGGAGGCUCGGGGACAAUAAUGACUUUGCGUAGAUAUUCUUAUAUUUCUUCACAUAUAUAUCUAUGCAUGAAAUGUAAUAAUUUCAUCAUUCUUGAUGAUGACUAAAAUCUAGUCGAAACAUAGAAUAAACAUAGAAUAAACAAUUUUGAAAAUGUUUAUCUUUUCGAAGCCACUAUUAUUUUGUAUGUAAUGAAGUGUAUACAUACAGCGUAAUGAAGUGCAAUACAAUGAAAAUAUUUGUAGUUUCUGAUUGAUAAUGACAUAAACAAGUGGUUUACAUGCAUGUUUGUAACUUUCUCAUCUGAAACAUGUUUUUGUCAACUAUAGGAUUAUCGAGCCUCUUACAUCAAGAUGUUCCAAGUUUCGUUUCAAACCUCUACAUGAUGAAAUUCUUGUGAAGAAGCUGAAAGAAAUUUGUGGGAAAGAAAGUGUUCUUUAUCAAACUGGAGUAAGACCCAUUUACUGUUUUGCAUAUACUGUAGUAAUGCUUAGAUUCCCAUCAUUGUGCACAUGCAUACUGUAAAAUAUAAUCCUACCUGUUGCAAUUCAGCUGCGGUUUAAUAUAAGCUGCGGUUAAUGAUAUUAUUUAAUUAUCAUAAUUAUCGUAAUAAUGAUAAUGAUGAUUGUGAUAAUAAUGAUAAAAAUAAUAAUGAUAAUAAUGGUAAUGAUAAUUGAUGAUGAUAAUUGAUAAUGAUAAUUGAUAAUGAUAAAUAAUAAUGACAAUUGACAAUGACAAUUGAUAAUGAUAAUUGAUAAUUGGUAAUGAUGAUAAUGAUAGUGAAAAAAGGUUAUUAUUAGCAGUAAAGAAUGGGAAUACCAGAAGAAAAAGAUAAAAAAAUAUGGGAAAGGCUGGAAAAGAGUCAGAAGGACCUGGUCAUGAUUUGGUACGAAGAUAGUGGUUGAAAUAUUUCAGGAGCUUACAAUCAAAACUAAGUUGAUAACCUGAAAGAGUGUUUAGAAGGGGCAAUGUACCUACUUGGAUGAGAAAAGGGGGGACGGUAUUAAUUCAGAAAAAAACAAGAAAAGGGAAAUAAUCCAAUUAAUUACAGACCUGUAACAUGUCUGCAUGGCUUUAGUGUGGAAGUUAUUAACUGGAAUAAUUGCUGAAGAAAUGUAUCAUCAUUUAAAUUCAAAUUUAAUUUUGCCCUUUGCGAAAAAGUGCGAGAAGAACCGAUGGCCUGUUGUAUAGAGAUGGGGGUGAUUUUGAAAAAAGUUAAGCAGAGAAAAAGAAACAUUGCAAUGGGGUGGAUUGAUUAUCUUAAAGCAUUUGAUAUGGUCCCACAUCCGUGGAUUUUGGUGUGUCUGAAUACAAUGGGAAUAACCAAGGAAAUACAAAUCUUACUUCAGGAAAGUAUGAAAUCACGAAGGAUAGAGUUGACAUAUGGACAAGAUCACUUGGUGAAAAUAAAAUGAGUUAUAUUUCAGCGGUGAUUCGUUAUCCCCUGCUGUUAUUUGUAACAUCGCUCAUUGUUUUACAUGGACGAUUUGAAGCUGUAUUGCAUUAAAAAUGAAAAAGAAUUAGAUUCAUUGAUAAAAACUGUUAGGAUAUUUAGCGAAGAUAUACAGUAAGGAUGGAAUUUAGUUGUUGAAGUGCUAAUUAUGCAAUGCAUCAUCUUCAUUUCUAUGAUCUAUAUCAUCAUAGGUCAUCCUUCAAUCUAUGAUGUAUACCAUCAUACAGGUGCACUUUUAUGUAUGAUGUAUAUUAUACAGACACAUUGAUAACCUGACCCUCACUCCACGCCCAUUCCAACCCCUCCUAAUCGGAGGUACCUAACCCCUCAUCCUCAAGGGAGAGGGUACGAAAAUCUUCCCACCCUGGCAUGACCUACCUGGCUACCUCCCUUGUAAGGCGAUGAAGAGGGGGAAGAUGGUGCUGUAUUUUGUGUUUUAUUCUACUUCGAGUUCAAACAUGUGUAUAAUAAUUCUACUUCGAGUUCUAAAAUGUGUAUAGUAAUUCAAAAUCAAAUUACACAACAAUCAUACAAUUCGUGGGGGCCGGGUCAAAUCCGGCGUGGUUGACCACGCCACUAACUACAUCAUUUCCGUUCGUUUGUGUGUUUCUAAGCAGAUGGUUAAGACGGAUGGAAUCAAGCUAGCAGACAAGGAAACAGAAAGCAAAUGUAGAAUCUGUGGACAGGCUGACGAGACAAUAAAUUUGGAAAUAUCCCAAACGUUCGACGUUAUUUUAACAGAAAUUUAACAGAAAAUUGGUGUGAACACCAACCGCAGCGCAUUAUGGAGAAUUAAUUAUGACGGGAUUUUGAUGUUCAAACUGACCAUGAGAUAGAAGCUAGACGCCCAGAUCUAAUAGUAAUUGACAAAGCCAAUAAGCAAUGCAACAUCAUAGGUUUUGCGAUCUCAUGGAGAGAGAAAAAAACUGAAAAAUAUCAGAAUCUGUCGAGAGAAGUAAAGAUCGAGCUUUAGAAUAUGAAGGUUAGAGUUAUACCAUUGGUUAUAGGUUCGCUCGGAACUACACCUCCGCUAAUAUCAAAUAGAUUAUAAAUGACGCUGGUCUUUGUACAAGAAUUGUAAAUCUGCUGAAAAUUGCCAUCUUUUAGUCUGCCAGAAUUUCGCGUAAAGUACUUGAGAUUUGAGAUUUUUAACAAUUAUACCAUGAGCUCGAGUCGUACGUAUAUGAGCUGAUAGCCGACGAGGUGCGUAGCACCGAGUCGGCUAUCAGCCAUAUACGACGAGAGCGAAUGGUAUAAUUGUUUUAUAAAAUAAUUAUCCUCUGUUACAAUGUCUUGACAAUUUGUUCGGCCAAAAUCCGCAUAGCCUUGAAAAUUUGAAAUACUUUUGUUUUUAAUACAACUCGAAGACGAGGUGAAAGAAAUGGUUUUAGAACCGGUAUAUCUCACAGAAAAGCUCAGAUAUAUUAUACAGAUGUUUGGUAGUAUAGUAAGUGCUUGUUGACUGCAAAUUCAUUUGUCUUUCGUUGCAAACUUUUCUGAACAAUUUAUAUUCUCAAUGAACAUGUUUUUUUCGCUGUUGUUUCGGUAUUAAUUCUUUAAAAAAAACUUGUAUUUAAACUAAUUUCUAUGUAAUAAAUGUAUUUUGCUAACCUGUCAAAUUUUUUUGAGAGUUUUUCCUUGUACUAUUAUCUUUCUCAAAGCGAAUAUUUUCCUUUUUCUGCUUCGCAAAACUCAUGUAGUUUUUGGACCGCCAUCUUGUUUUUCGCUACUCACCGUAAAUGAGCUGAUAUACGGCGAGUAAUUCAACCAAUCAGAUUGCAGAACAGCUCAUAUACGGUGAAUGACUAUAUUAUAAAUUAUAUUAUAAUAUAUUUAUCUUGGACAACUUUCCCCAAUCUAACUUCUCUCUACAUUGUAAAGGUCACUUUUACUACUUUUUCACUGUGCUGUUUGGUAUGAAGUCGAACCGGAAAGCACUCUUCUUCGCUUGCCAACUAUUUGAAAUUAUAGACAGUCUGAUAACUGUAUACACCGAUCGUAGAGGUGACAUGCACAUGGGCUAAUAACACUGCACUUAAUUCCCCAAGUUUGUUUACCCCCACCUCCUCUAUUUUUCCCUCUAUAUUUGCCUGUGAAAUUGUUAUGGUAAAUGUAUGUUUUUCUCUGUGGUAAAGGUCAUAGAAGAACUCGUUAAAGUUUCCGAAGGAGACAUGCGAAAGGUACAGUAAAAUAAUAAAUAUUUUAUCAUUUAUUGUUUUCUACAUUUUCAUUGGCUAAUUAAUUUUCUGAAGAUGUGCAAGAGAAGUUUGCUGAGCUCUAGACUGCAAAAUUGCUAUGAAACUAGCCUACACCUUAGUGCAGAAGAACCGCUAUUGCCAUAGUCAGGGGUCUGCGUCCACAGCACAUAAGGUGAAUGUUAAGAUGCUACUUUCAAUUUAAUAUUCUUUUCAAUUUUCAAAUGUUUAUCAUUUGUCACAAAAGUAUUAUGUAACAGGAGGGGGACUGAAUGCUGAACAUUAAGGCGCGGACAAAGUAGCGCGGGUUACGGUCAUAGUUUUAAGCGGAAUUAGUUUGCGGAAGUCGUACCGCAUAUACAUACUGUAAGUGGAUAGCGAAAUAUAUAUACCAAGAUAUACUUUCACUUCGUGUUUUAUGUAUCUAAGGGGCUUAAAAAGCCAACGAAUUUUCGUUUUUAAAUAUGUUAAAGUACCUACAUGCAGGCGAGCAAAGUCAUAGGUAAUACUGGUAGUAUCUGGAGGAAAUAAAAUAAAGCGAGAUAAUAAUUACUGUGCAAUCCGUUCUGCCACAUAAAAGUGCAGAACGACGUCAGGAAAGUUUAAAUAAUAAACAAAGGUAUUUUCAAAGAUUCUUUUAUUUUAUUCUCAUGCUUUUUUCAACGACUUUUUCUUUGCACAGUCGAAUGUCUCUUUAUGGACACUUCUCAAUACCGGACAGUUUGCAUUCUCGUGUAUUUUCUUUAAAAUGGGCCUGAGCACAGACCUUCGUAAUUCGAGGGUGGGAUGGCUUGGGCAAAACGAAGAUCAGAGGAAAAUCCCGCCAAACUUUGUUAUUUUGGGGCAGUCAUGAGAUGAUUGACAUAAUAAUAAUAAUUGAUGUUUAUUGAAACUCUCUUGCAGUAUAUUAACACUGAAUUAACGAGUCCAAAGUAUUACAAAAACUAUAUUUCCAUGAAUACAUACAACUGUUAAAACUAUGUAUAAACAUUAAAAAUAUUUAAAGGUAAAUAUUUAAUGUACAUUGCUAGUAAUAGUUACUAACAAAAGACGUGCUUGUGUAAUUUUCGUUCACUGAUCAUCACCAACGGUAAAACCGGUUAGACUGAUAUUUUUCUUUAAACCUUCUGCUAUACGCGCUACGUUUAUCACAUGCAAUUAGAAUCCCCCAGAUGUGUAACAAAUUUAAAUACAGAACAACAGUAACUCAGAAUAUGAACAUUUUAAUAUUUUCUAGCUUUCGACUACGUUAUUAUCAGGAACGUAUUUCUCAACGUCAUUAUUCUUGAUGAUAUAACCACUAUAAAUAUCGACCCCAUGGCGCAAGUGCAUAUAUUUGUAUACGCACAAAAAUUACUGUUGCCAUAGAGUAUUUUAAUUAAACACUUGACAAAUAGAUAACAUUUGGCGGUUGUAUGUCUGUUCUGUUAUAGAUGCACGGUAUGACGUCAUAAUGUGGUAAGAACAAUCAAAAGCCGUUGAGGAAAGGUAGCCCAUGCACUUAUGAUAUCAUAUUGUGUAUAUCUAUAACUGAACAGACAUGCAACGGCCAUGUUAUCCAUUUGUUAAGUGUUUAAUUAAAAUACUCUAUUCGGCAUUAGUAUAAUUACAUACGUGAUUAUUGACAAUUCUCCAUGCUGAUUCCUAAGCGAUUUUCGAAAUGGCGGCCGAAGUCGUUUUGUCAAUUAAAUGACGAAGAAAUGUGUAUUUUUAUUUUUUUCCAAAUAAUCACCUAUGAAAUUCUACUAAAAGUAGUAAAACAAUUAUUAUUCACCUUAGGCUCGGUGAUUAUCGUGAAUAAAACCUCGACUUCGUCUCGGUUUUUAUUCACCGAUAAUAACCUAAUUGUUAAACAGUAAUUUUUGUGCGUACAAAUUAUAUAUACACUUAUAUGGCCAGCUCGAAACAUACAUGAAGUUUGUGUGACGUAAUUCCGUAAUAGAUCAUGGUCUGCUUGAAUUCUUAAGGUUAUCAUAUAAAAAAUCAAUAAGACCCAUCUACACGAGACGAAGACGCAAUUCGUUCUUGCACUUCGGUUACACCUCAACUUCGAUAUCAUUACAGUUUUUAACUGGUUUUGACGAACAUGUCUGCUUUUUGUUGCUAUAACGUUCGAAAGUGGCUUGGAAACAUUUAGCAAACAUUGUCCUGUGUCUUUUUAUUCCGAAGAAAUACACGAAAGGAUUACAACAGGAAUUUAUAAAUGUGAAAGCGGUCAACCAACGCCAAGCUGUGUAUUUAUCAUGGUCGGUUAAACUUUUGUCCAAGGUUGAAUAUACUCUGUAGAAGCAAUAAGGAAGAAAAGUUACAUAGAACAAGCACAUGAUGGUAAAAGAUGUAAAUACACUUUUUCUUAAGUAAGAAAAUCCUAGUCGAAAUUCCGUUUGCAGAUUUGAAAUAUUUUUCGUUUGCUUUCUUGCUGUUCGUAGUAAAACACCAUAAAUGACAGAGAGAACGACAAGCUGAGCGAACGAUAUUGCACAUAAAAACAGUUCGUAUUGAACAUGUUUAUCAGUUUUGUAGCUGAAACCAUGUAAGAUUCCAAAAAGAAUAGCUGACAUCCACGAUAUCGCAAUGAAAACCGAGGACACAUGAGAUGUUAUCAGAAUUUUAUACCUCAAUGGCCAAACAACAGCCGUAAACCUAUCAAGCGCGAUGCAUAUAAUGCCAUUGCCUGUUGCAAAAAUGCACACAACAUAUAGUGACGUGUAUAUGCGUCUAUGUUCAGUCCUUUCUUGUAAUACGAAUAGAUGUGUACGCCAAGGGAGAUAGGUUGUUAAAGCAAUGAGGUCGGAUAUAGCUAAAUUUAAAGUCAGCUUGUCCGACGGAGUUCUUUGUUUGCCGUGACGAGAGAGAAGAAAAUAUACAAUUACACAUAAAUUUCCCGUAACUCCAAUCAAUAUUUGGAACGACGUGAAAGUUGCCAGCCAUGUUGAAUUGAGAUGCUUGCUGUUUUCUGUCGACAUUACUGAAAAGUAGCUGCUACUGAUAUUUAGAAGUGAAGAUGACCAUUUAUUUCGGUGUUUAAGACAUGCAGUAAGCAUUUUUUGUCAACAUCUUUACAGUUAAGAUCAAAUAAAAUGGGCCAAUAUUUUCAUGAACAGAUGUUAUUUAAAAUGCACAUGAUACCAAGGUUUUCCAUUUGUCAUGCGUCACCGGAAGGUAUCUUGAGACUUAUCAAGAAUGGCCCAAUAAUGCUCUAGUUAAAUACCUUGUCACUGGUGUGUUGUAAUGACAACAACUUGAACAUUCAAAAAUGUAAUGUGGAACCUCAAGUUAUAUUUUCUAACAUUAAAAUAUUAUUUCAGUAUGUGAGGUACGUAUACUAAGUAAUCCCCAAGCCGACGGCGCGAAGCGCCGUGCAAGGGUACUAAUUCCCCCCGGCUAUUUACACCCGGGGAAAGGGAAGCAUUAGCCAAGUCUAAAGUUCAUCAAUGAGCGCGGGCGUCGGUCACCAACCGUGGGUGGUCAUCCUCACUGAUCUCAAAAAUAUGGCUGUUUGCCAGGAGUGGGAUAAGCAAGAUUUCAAUUUUCAAAAGCAUAUAUUUGGAAAAUCACGUUUCACACAAUGAGCUUUGAAGCAAUUUUUGUUUGAAGAAAUGAGAAGAAUUGAUUUACUGUGGAAAAUCGUGGAAUAUAGGGCAAGUUUGCUUUGAAUGUUUAAUGUUUAUGAAUUUUGUUGCUUUAAUUUAUUGCGUAAAACAUGCACUGCUUUCCUUUUCAAUGAAGCUGUAUUAAAGUUUGCUAAAUAAUUUACCCUGUUUAAUUUAAGAAUAAAAGGUAAAAUGUAAAGGAGAGUAAAUUCAUUUGAAAACCGAACUGAAAUUACUCAACAAUUUGAACUUAUUUUGUUUUAUAAACUAUAUAAAAACCCGUACAGUUUUAUAUCAGAAAAAAGCAGUUUAUAGUUUAAUAUUAAAAUGAACAUUUCAAAACAUUUUACGAAGCGAUUCACGUUAAAUUUUACAUUAAAUCAAAGCUCACAAAAUGCAAAACAACAUACCUACAGUACAUAUUUCGGAAAUUCAUUGUUAUAUAGUUAAAAGCAAUAAUCUUUCAACUAUUUUUGGCGUGUUGUACAAAAAAUAUAAUAAAAAUUAGUGAUGGACGAUUAUCGAUUACUUGGUAUCGAUACCACCCGAUACCAGGCCCAAAUCGGAAGUAGUCGAUACUGCACGGUAUCGAAAAAGUGUUUUGAUCACUUUUUAAAAUUAGACAUUUAUUAUAAUUCUGUAGUUGUGUCGUCGUUUUCAUGGCUAUUUCUAAUAAAAUUUAUGUACUUUUUUGUAUUUUGCUGCAUUUACCAAUUUAAUCAAACUUUCCUUUACUUUAUUUGACAUUCUAUCCACUUCCCUGAUUAAUAUUCCGGACCUCGUCGACAGAAUAAAAGAUGAAAAAAGCGGGAAAUAACUUAUAAUGGUGGAAAAUUCUGAAAUACAAUCGACGUCGUAGUAAUCGUUUGGGGAAUCGAUACCUCAAUACUUUUACGAAAAAGUAAUCGGUAUCGAAUCGAUACUGGUGGUAUUGCCCAUCACUAAUAAAAAUUAAAUUUAUCGUGUUGCCAUGGCAACACUGACGUAAACGUGAGUCUGCGUUCAGUCACAGGUUCAGUGUUAAUCAAUUACUAAUACUUCAUGUUAAAUCAAUGUUUGGAAAAUACAUGCGAGGGGUUGCUGCAUUUAUUUAUUUACAAUUUACACACGGUAACAUCUCAACCAUAGCCCUAAAAUAUCUAUAAAAGUUAUAAUAAAUUUUUGAAAAAAUAAAAAGGUUGAUUUUCAGAUGGCCGUGUAUCUUCAGAUAUUGAUUUUUAGAUCAGUCCGGUAGCUCUCACGUUAUUUUAGGUGCUGACGUGAUCAGCUUGCAAUAAUACCUUUUUUGGACGGAACAUCGCUUCAAAAAGGUUUUGCAAGUGUAGAACCGACUUCCGAAGCCCGACAGUCGAUCGACAAGCUUGUAAAAAGGCCGCGAAACAAAAUGGGUUGUAGUAGAUUUCCUUCUCUAAACAAAGAGGAAUUGUUCAAAUUAUUGUCAGAAAAAAACCCAGCGCAUGAUGAAAUAAUGUAAAAGUAUCCUGAACAAGCAGACAAUUUUGCGAAAUACAUGCAGGCUAAAAUUGGCAUGGUGAAAAACGCAGGUAGCGGGUACCGGGUAUCAAAAAAUAAAAAAGGCAAUAUCAAAAAAGUAAUAAGAUAAAAUAAACUAGAAUAAGUAUUAGUACAAAGAAUAAAACAUCAACGAAACAAGAACAAACGCCCGCAAUACAAAAAUACGGUGUUCAGUUCAGGAUGCAUUCUCCCAAAAUAAAUACUUUAUUAAAUCUUUUUCGCCACUGUAUUUUUUUACAGUCAAAUAUACAUAACAUGUUACCAGACAACGUACGUGACUAGAAUGGGAACAGGACUUUCGUCCCAAUUAAUACCUGACCCCAAAUAACAGACCAAUGUGACCCCUAGAUCAUAUAAACAGGCCCUGAUAUGAACCCAAACUGACAAAAUUAUUCACUGAAGCACGGAUUGCAUAUUUUGGUUUGAUACGAAGGUCAAAUAGUCAGUACUCAAAAUAAUUACAAUGUGUUCAUCAACCUAUGAUGAUGGGAUACUGAUAAUGAUGAUAGUCAUAAUGGUGAUGAUGGUAAUACUGAUGGUCAUCGCACAACGGCACAACUUGAUAAAUAAAUAUUUUCAGCGAGAUUUUCAGUGUACGGCGUAUGCGUCAAAUAUUUCUGGUCAAUGAAAACUAUUAACAAUACGUAGAUCUCCAAUUUGCUGUAAAAUUCUAAAAACAUACGUGAAGAAAAAUAUAAAUACAUUCCAAUUUACCUUUAAAUUGUCAAACAAUAGGCAAAAUAGUAGUCCUGGUAUUAAAUUGGUUUUCGAUUUGUUAUUAGACAGAUUUAGAUCAAGGACGAGGACAUGCGAUGGAGUAAUAUGAGGUGAAAAUGUAGCGUUAUCUUGAUGGCGACGUCACAGAAUAAAGACACACAGUAGGUCGACUGAGCAAAAAAAGCGUAACCGCUGUUACCCCAUGAUUCGCAAUGAUUCGUCAUCAAAAUGCUGACGCCAUGGUCCCAGCCAUUGCGCUUAUGAGAGGAAUUCACCCGCUUGGACGUUCGCCAUUUUGAAUAUUUUCAGGGGGCAUGAAUGCCUCUAAUAAGCGCACUGGCUACGACCAUGUCCUCAGCAUUACAACGGUUACGCCAAAAUCAUAGGCAAAACCAAGAAGUCGACCUUCUGUGUGUCUCUAUUCUGUGGCGACGUCGUUUCAGCGAAUUUCAGGACGCCAAAAGCAACCUUUCAUGUCGUGUUUAGGAAGUCCGGUUUUUGUGUUUAUUUUUCCCUCGAAAAAGGUACGUACACAAUGAAAAUCAUGUAAAUAAUUUUUAUUAGUCAUUACUUUUUGUUACAUAAACAAACUAUCAUAACAAACUAUAGAUUUAGCUGUUUGCAAUUGCCGGCAAGCAAGAUUAUUGUUAUCUCAUUCUUAUAUUUGUACUAUAAAUCAUUUUUUCACUAAUAUUGUCUACUCUUUACGGUGUUAAGAUUACUUGUUACAUUUAAUAUUAGUUUUCAAGUGGAUUAGAUUGUAUCGAUUUUACCAGUAACGUGCUAUAAAUACUGUGCAAAGCAUUUCUUAAAGGUGAUUUCUGUGAUUUUUUUAGAGUCAGUGCUAUCGCUAUUGAAGUUAUCGCUUUAAAUGGAAGAAUAUCGCAUUAAUAAAUAAAUUAGGCGAGACUUUUUUUAUUCAUUGGUUUACGGAUCCGCCGACCGUAAAUAUUCAGAAAGUGAAAAAUAAAAAAAUAAAUUUUGAUACAACAAUUUUAUGAUUUUAGUUAAUUUUAGUUAAUUUGGGUUCUGGCAUGAAGUACACGCCAAGUAAACUUUGACUCUAAGUACUGCUGGCUCAUGUUAUCGUUGUGAAUUCAGUGUUGUCAAGUCCGGGAUUUUAUCCCGAGAUCUCUGGAUUUUUUUAAGCAGUUGGGAUUUUUUUUAGAUUUUUAUUUUAAAAAGUCAAUCUCGGGAUUUUUUUUUGGAUAUUUUGAGAAAGGGAAGUUCGAAAUUUAGAAAUCUAUUUGUUGGUAAAAUUGACCAAUAAACAAUUUUGUUAAAAAUCUAGGGUUCGUCCGCUCGUAUUUGAACCCCAUUCAGCUGCAUAUUUAAUGUCAGUUUUCGUUUUUACAACAUGACGUACGAGGCUAUCCUACCCGAAAUUGACGCGAAAACCACCUAAAUAAUAGUGACGUAAAAAAAGAUGGAAUACCGGGAAUUUUUAGGGAAUCUCGGGAUAUUUUGGGAGCUCACUUGGGAUUUUUACAAAUUGGCAACGCUGGUUGUGAUAAUAAAUGUGGAGAUUAGGGACCGGUCAAUAUUUAUGGCGGGGGGUGGCACCGAAGAGAAAAGGGUUGGGUAAACAAAAUUUUGAGUGAGUAAAAGGUUGGGUAAUUGAAAAACAAAACAACUCAGGGGUUGGGUAAUAAAAAAUUAUUGUCAUUUUCAAAGCAUGAUUCACUAAAAAAUUGGAGACUAACGGCAAUGUCGACAGUAGUCAGUCAUAUGUCAAUACAAUACCGUAUGUGAAUCAAUCAGAGUCACUAUCUCUUGAUCAUUUUCCGAUUUGUUGGGAGACCUGCAAAUGGUACCUCCAAAGAAAGUACAUGUGCAGACAACAUGAAACUUACAAUCCAUUAUCUAACUCAUGUGACAGAACGUCACCCUAUUGUAAAGGUUUUGGCCAGGUGUGGGUAUUUAUUUUUAAAUUGAUAUUUGAGGUUGGGUAAUCAAAUUUUUGACUUUUUAAUGGUUGGGACAGCAAAAUGUUUGCCACGAAAAACAUUUCUCUUCGGUGCCACCCCCCACCAUAAAUAAUGACCGGUCCCUUAGACAUGUUUUUCCAAGUAGAAGUUAAAUGUUUAGAAGAUAAAAACAUCGAUUUUAAAUAUACACAGUGUGUGUUUUUUUAAAAAAUUUUUCCGACAUACCGACCUGGGUUUUUUUAAGUCAAAUCCGUAAACCAAUAAAUAAAAAAAGUCUCGCCAUAGUAAUAAAUGAAAAAUGAUGUUGCUAUAGUACUGCUACUAUACUUCAUAAUACUUUACUAGGUGAGGUCCAGUAUGGUAUGGUAUUCAUAUACUUUACUAGGUGAGGUCCAGUAUGGUAUGGUCGAAAGCCAAAGACCAGGUGAAGGUAGUAGGCUACUGAACUAACAGAGGAUAAAAUUUGCUGGAAGAGCUCAUUGAUAUAGAAGACGAGACUGACCGGCAGAUGGAAAGUGAAAAUGUAGCGAGAAAUCAGAGGACGGAAAGGACUGAAGAGACGAGUGAAAGUGGUGGGCCAGUACAAAAGAGAAGAAGAUCAGGGGAAAUGAUGGAAUGGCUACAAGAGAGGAUAAAAUUGGAGAGAGAAGAAAAGGCGUUAAACAGGCUGAGAAGAGAGAGUAUAUGGAAGGACAAAAGAUGCAACAUGUAGAGAUUUUGCAAGUAAUGCAGCAAACCAUCCACACUUCCCCCACAGAAACUUGUGCCAUCCAGAGGGGAAGGGCCGAAAACUUGUUUCUGAUAAUAGGCUAGUAAGUGUAUCAGGACACACGAAGGCGUUAACGUCCAAUUUCCUGCGUGGGGGAGGUGUGAAUGUUUUCUGGAAUGUCCCAUUUUCACAAUUUUUUUUUACUAAUUUUCAAUAAUUAAGUUAUUUACAUCAUAAUUAUUGACUAAUGUUUAAAUUAUGAAAGUCAGUUAUUUUGUAUAUAAAACAGUUUCAAAACAAGUUCAUUAUUAAAUAAAUUGUUUAAUUGCUGCAAUCAAAACUCGUAUUAUUUGAAAAUAUCAAUAUAAAGUUUAUAACCGUGGCUGCAUGCAUUAUUAUUUUAUAAUACAAUAAAUUCACAUUGUAAAUUGUUCUUGUAAUAUCUGUAAUGUUGUGUUUCUAAUUUAUGUAACUGUAAUUGGUAUAAAUAAAUGUUUUUGUUGUUUGUUGUUUGUUGUUGUUUGUUGUUUAUUCUUUGUUGUUUGUUUUUUGUUGUUGAUGGUGUACUCAUAACCCAUUAUUAGAUAGAGACAGCCAGAAUUGUAUUGUGACUACAAUACAGUCGAAUUGUCACAAUUGUAUUGAAAAGUCAGAAUUGUAUUGUAAAAACAAUACAGUCGCCAAAAGUUUUAAAAUAUUUAUAUACUUUGGCGAAAUGGUUUAAAAUAUUUACUGAACACCAAGUAUUUUUGUAUUAACGACUUGCGGGCGUUUGUAUUUGUUUUGUUGAUGUUUUAUAGAAUACGUUUUUUGUAGUAAUACUUAUUUUAUUUUAUUUCGAUUUCACAUUAUUCUUAUUUUUUGAUAACCGGUACCCGUCACCCGUAUACUGUUACCCGCGUUUUCCAUCAUGCCGACAAAAUUAACAUAUAUACUCUGUCUUUUAAAUUUUUUUACCAGCAUACGAUUUUACGAAAUACAUGAUAAAACAAAACUCCGAAUAUUCACAUCUUGUAAAUUCAAGAUAUGAGCUAUUGAAAACAAGAAACAAAACUCAUGAAUAACAUUGAAUUUUAUGUCUUGUCAGUAGUUCAUAUCUUGAGUGUACAAGAUGUACAUGAGAACGAGUGUUUUGAGUAGCUUAAAAUACGACUACAAAAGAUGAACAAUUAUAUAAUGCCACAUGUGACAUAUUAUGGCUGACAUGAUUUGCCACAACUACAAGGUUUAUGAAUUAAUAAUGAGUAUUUUAAUUAUUAUGUUUUCUUUUUCAUUUAUCGAUUUAUACUAUCUCAGACCUUCCAUUUGCAACUAUAGGCCAUUACUUACCUCCAAAGUGCUUCGAGAUUGAAAGGAGAUGAAGCAGUCACAAUACAAGAUAUCAUAGAAAUCUCUGGUGUAUGUAUCUCAAUAUAUCUCUGGUGUAUGUAUCUUGCUUUUAAGGUCCGGACGCGAUUCGACAACGCGACGCGAUUUUUCGAUUUUGACUGACCGAUAACUUUGAUCCUAGUUUGAAUUUUUCGAAUAUUUAGAACUGCUAUGACAUUUUGAGUUAUUUGGUCUACAUAUCUUUCAAAAUUUGCUCUCAUUGACUGUGUUAUUAACUCGGCAAAAAAUAAAAAAUCGCAUCGCGUUGUCGACUCGCGUCCGGUGUGUCUGGACCUUUAAACAUUUUGUUCCUCACUACAUCAUUUUGAAGAUUAACCACGUCAAAUUUGAUAGGGUUUAAAACUGUUUCUAUAGACAUAUACUGUAGUCUUACGGCAACUAUCAGAUCAAUAUUUAAGUGCUUAUAUAAAUUAAAACCAACAUGUUGCUUUCUGGAGUCGCGAAGAAUGGUGACACCGUUAUUGCUUCACUAUUUUCAACAAAAGCUUGAUGCUGGAGAUCACGAACCAUCAGUUUAAGAAGAGUAUAGAUUUAAGAAUCCUUUGCAGACCUAACAUAUUUCCUACUUGAUAUUUUCAAUGCACGUGCCAGUUUUCUUCUUUCCUCAAUUUGUUCUCUAAAUUUGCCAAAUUUCUAUAUACAAACGUCACAAUUUUGAAUCUUAUUAAGUCCCCCCGCCCGUUUCGCCGCCACUGUUUCCAAUCAGUUCAGUUAAUCUCAACAGCAGUGCAGAAUUUUGUAACAAUAGUGCAAACAUCUGUAAUAAACUGAUCAGAUUGGUGGAAAAAGAAUGGGACCUAAAAUCAACCAAUCAGCUUAAAGCAGUCUUCAACUGCCGCAGAUUGCUUCAAAACAAAACAAAACAAACAUGGCGGCCGCGCUACAUAAAGUAUGAAAAAUAUGCUAAUUUAUGCUAAUUGUAACGAACAUCGCUGAUAUCAUUGGCUGAAUUUAGUUGAUUGGUAUAUAAGUUAAUUUAUUCAAUAUUUGAAAAUAACACACGGUUCGAUGUUUUCAGAAUGUUUUUAUUUAAAAUAUAAUAUUGCAAAAGUGUGACAAUACAUUCAUUCUUCGUUCAGUAAAUCAUUAAAUCAAUUCACAGUGGGCUCAACUACUGUCACUAACAAGUAUAAAAUAAUCAAAAUGAAUAAACUUACUUUAAAAGGUUUGCAUAAAUUCUUCCCAAGAAUAUCGAUAAAUAUAUUAUGAAUGGAGAAAGAGCAAAAAAAAUGAUCUAUAUGAGGUACUAUAGAAUCCUGUUAAAAUCAUUUAGGGAAAGGUUUAUCUAUGUUAUUUCUUUACUAGAUAUCUUUGUUCGUCUAAGAGAAUGCUAAAUACGUUGUAAAAUAAUCAAAUUAUGUCGAAAUGGUUAAAUUAGAAGCAUUUUAAAAAUCAUGUGACCGGUGUUUCAACCCUUCUAUUAUUUUAUCUAUUAUUAAUUAUGCUAUUACCUCAUACGCGCCCUCAUUACUUACCUGUUGAGGAUUCUAUAGUACUUCAUAUAGAUUUUUUCUCUUUCUCCAUUCGUAUCGACAUUCUUGCGAAGAAUUUAUGCAAAUAUUUUAAAGUAAGUUUAUUAUUUUGAUUAUUUUACACUUGUUACUGACAGUAGUUGAGCCCACUGUGAUCAAUUUAGAACAAAUAUCGGGAUGUUGUAGGCCUAUUUUCCCUCGAGCUAUACCUGCUCCACUACUUAGAGCUGUUGUUCCACUUUGUUUAUGCCCAGAUAUGGAAUAACAUUACCGGUUUUGUUUGUACAUGCAAAUAUACCGAUUACUUUAUAACGCCCUUGUCUGAUAUUUUUAAAUGUCACCACUUGUGUGUCGAUCAAAAAAGAUCACUAAAUUAUCAAACACUUCAAACCCAGCGUGAAUCCCUGGCAUAUUAUGCAUGUGUGCUCUCAACUUAUCAGUAAGAUUUGUUUGAUAAAUUCGAUUCGACGAGAAAAUACUCUUCUAUAUAAGUUUUAAAACGGAUUUAUUGUACGCUUUAACGAGAUUUAAGAGACAUAAUAUUUGUACCACGAAAGAUAAUUAAUAUGUAGUUUUGUAUUAACCAAGUGUGCGUUGACCAGUUUUACCGGAAUUUCGUGCAGGCUCUCCUUUCCCUUGACCUUGUAUUACGAGAGCCGCUACGCAGGCUGAAAAUUUGUCGAUUUUAGAUUGUCCCUGACAUUGUCAUUGACGCUGUUCUGGAGUCUGCUAAUUCGAGUUCGUAUGAAAGAUUAGAUUCUUCUGUGAAGGUACGGUACAUGCACAAAAUUAAUAUAGAUUGCCCAUAUUCUGGAUCUGAUAUGGAUCGAAAUCUACAUAAUGUGUUUAAUCCUAUCCAUAUUUACUAAAAGAACGAUAUUCUAUCUGGAAACCAUUUUGUACUUUUUUCAAACAAGAACAAUUUGAUUUUAAUUCACAGCGACUUACUUCCAUCUGCUUGCAUGUUGUCCACUAUUUUUUUCUGUGUUGGUAUGUUACUCUGAGUGUGUAUCCACACCGGGCAAGCUUGAAAAAUAUGCCUGGCCACGGUGGGAAUCGAACCUAUGACCUUUGGAAUACUAGCCCAAUGCUCUGCCAACUGAGCUACGCGGUCAGGUCUGUUCGAGUAUAUGAUAUUUCGAAACUGAAUCUAGUUCCUUCGAUAUCAAUGCAAUCUAAUAAUCAUGGGUUUUUUUCCGUGUUGGUGUAAUGUUUACACAUUACAUUACCACUGAAAAAAUCAGUAACAUCACUCAGAGUAACAUCACGAGCAUGUUGUCCAUUGUUGUUGUUUGAAUUAACUUUCUUAAAACCAAACAGUAACACUUGCAUUUUGUGUCAAUUUCUACCAGGACAUAAUAUUAGAAGGUUAUCCAGGGGCUCAAGUUAUUAGUCAGGUAAAAUCAUUUAGAGUUUAUGGUCGUAUAAAGGGUGCUUUACCAGAUUCGCGGACUAUAUUGCUUGUUAAGACUUGCUUGAAGGAAAUAAAUUAUAUUAUGAAGCUGCAAAUAACCUCAUAUAGUAAUACAUGCUUUUCCUCAAAUAAAAAGUGUGGCUAAUCUUGUUUCAUACUGUUGUCCUUCUAACUUAACAAACUCUUUAUUCUUCGGUUUCUCCUCCGCAUUCCUAAACCCUCAAAUUUUUGGCCUUAUUCUCGUAUUUCAUUUUUAAAGUUCAACUGUUUUUGAAGAUCUUAUUCGUAACAAGUUUUCCAUUUUUCUUUAGAUCGUCUUUAAUGUAUUCACCUUUUUUAUACUUUCAUCUUUCGUUUUAUUUACCUUCCUUUUCUUCCCUUUUAUUUUACUUUUUCCAUCUUUUCCCUUUUAUAAUUCUUUUUCUUCUUUUACUUUUUCCAUCUUUUCCCUUUUAUAUGUCUUGUGUUCUCACUAGCCAAUCCUUUCUGAAAAAUGUCGUCAUUAACCUUUUCAUAAUCCAAAUAAAAGUAAAAUCGACAGUUACAAAUGAAUUUAAAAUAUUUUGCUGGAUCGAGGUUUGCGAAGUACUAUACAUUCUGUAUAGGAUUGUUUCAAUGAUUUGAAAUAAUUCCAAUUGACAUACUGUAUUUAAUAUUAUGUAUAAGUUUAAUAUAUUUUAGAUACACGAUCGAAUUGUUGAAAUGGACCAAAUCACUGAUAAACAGAAGUCCGUAAUCACCGAAAGACUAGGGGUUUGUGUUUUUUAUAUACGACAAUAUAUAUUACGAGACUUCAUACAAUAAUAGAAGAAAUUUUACACCACUGUGUUUGGUUGAUUUCAGUGCAGGUAAUCCCAAACAGCUGUACGAACAUUUGCAACUACAGAGUAAAAUUAUUUUACAAACUUAUCUGAUAGAUCGAAAGACAAUGGAAACUGAAAUAUACCAACCAACCUAAAGUAGUUUUCUAUCAACAACUUCAUUGACAAACUUUGUCUUUAUUAAGAAUUGAGUAAACAGAAAUUGGUGAAUGCUGAUGCAAAACAAUAGAUAACUUAAGAUCUACGACGUCGACGUCCGCUACGACGUCAAGACUGAGCACAGGACUGGGACUAGGACGUCGUCCUACAUAAACAAACAUCGACAUUCACUGAUUCACGACGUCGACCUUUACAAUUAGCUUUCGUUGGUAGUUGCAUCCCUACCAACGAAAGCUUGUUAUUAUUGACACUACCUACAAGAAGAUACAGUGUCAACGAUGGUCAACCUCAAGAGAUUUUCCCACAAUCUCCAGAAUGAAAUGGUAAAUCACAUUACAUUAUAUUUACCGUCUAUUGCUAAGCUUCUUUACGCCUGUUCGACCUUACUCUACCUAAAACUUUUAAACUCGUUUCUCCACGCUUUUAAUCGUCUUUUAAGUUUGAUUUUCACUCGCCUAAUAGUCGCCGCCAUAUAUCUCGUCUUGUCACGAAGGCUUGUUAUGAACACAGUCGGCGUUUGACGCGCAUUGCCAUUGAUUUGAUGUCUAAAUAUGUUCAGACUUUAAAUUCGGGGAUUUCGCAUGUUAAAUCCAUAUUGUCUUCCCCGUGUCCUUCAAUUUUAAAAAAGGACAUCCAAUUCAUUCGCGUGUUGAAUUCUAGACUUUACUCGUUUCUCCAAGCGAGCAAAACCUCUAAAUUCAACUCUUUGUUAGGUAACCGUCUCGUUUCGGCCAAUAGUCACACUAGCUCAGCCGGUGCAUGGGACCAAUUUAGUUGUCACAAUUCCUCCCGAUUUAACCUUAAACGACUCUGAGGCCAUCCAACCUUACUGACAUUGAAUUUAGUGCCCUUCACUAAAUAUGGCGCCUUAGUAGUUUGAAGGGCUGAUUUAUAUCGCAAUGAAGCCCACCGACAAUUGGGAGACACCACGUUUUACAGUACGGUUGACAAGGAUUUGACAUCCACUCAUCAAACCACAAUUUCUAAGACCAUUCACCACUGGUGAUCUUCCUGCGACUGCCAAAAACCUCAUCUCCACCAUAUCUUGGGUACUUCUUGCCCUUGGGUACUUCUUGCCCAAAAUUCACAAACCAGACAACCCAGGUAGACCCAUCGUCUCUGCAUGUGGUUGUCCCACCGAACUCCUCUCCAUCUCCAUAAGUGGUGGGACCAAAAUGGGUCCCAACUAUGCUAAUUUGUUUUGUUGGUUUUGUGGAAAAACAAAUCUUCGAACAAUACACUGAUCCCAUCCCUGAUUACUUUGAUUGGUACAUAUAUGACUAUUUUGCAACAGCAUCAUAUUCUCUUGUCGAAAUGGAAUGUUUUAUUAACUUUGUUAAUAAUUUCCAUCCAGCAUCCCGGUUUACACGGGAGAUCAGUGAGGCCAGUGUAUCAUUAAUUCUUAGAUAUCCUUGUGUCAUUCAAUGGCAAUAAACUAGUUAUUGCUGUGCUCUACAAGCCACUGACUCCUUCUCUAUCUUCCAUCCCCCCUCCUCCCACCCCCCUCCUAACAACACCAAAAGGUCGAUUCCCUUUUCUCAGUGCCUUCGCCGCAUUUGCAGUGAAGAUGAGGACUUCCAAGCCAAAAGUCGGGAAAAGAAACACUUUUUUGUCCAACGUAGCUAUCCAACCUACAUGUACCUCCUCCCAUCUCAUCUACUGCAUCUCAUGCUUUAUGUUGGGGAAACUGGAAGAUCUUUGAGGACAAUGUUUGGUGAUCAUCAGUCAUUGGCAAUGAUGCUAACCAGCCUGUUGCCAGACAUUUUAAUACUGGCAAUCUGGAAGCAACGAUAGCCGCAAAAGACACGAAAUGUGCCUCAUUUCCAAACUUGGCACUGUUCACCCCUAUGGCACCCCACUUGACACUGUCAACACACUGUUCACCCCUUGGCACUCUUCAACCCUAUGAACGUUUGUAUUCACUAAAUCCGUCUGAUUGGUUCAUUUUUUGUCACGUGAUCGCUUUUAUACCUUAGUAUAAAAGCUUAAAAGCUCGUGUAAUAUUCCCGACCCCCGCUAUUAACGAAGGGCCUUCGCUCGAAACGUCGAAUUUCGCUUUGUAUUUUUCAGGUAGUUGCAUCCCUACCAACGAAAGCUUGUAAAUGUCUAAAUCCUUUUGACGAUGAAUUUUAAAGAGACGCGUGAAUUCAUUGCCAAUUUUUGUGCUCUCGAAUCCACGACGGCAAAACUCAUGCUGUAAAGUUGUCGAUGUUUGAUGGAGGACGAGCAAGUGAGAGAGACGCAUUCGCACUUCAAAAAAUAUUGCCAAUUUACUUCCGCUUGCCGUCUUAGAUAUUGGACGUCGGUAAACCGUAGGCUAUCUAUUUAUUUAGGACGACAUCCUAGUCCGAGUCCUCUGCUCAGCUCGUACAUCCUAGCUGACGUCGACGUCGUAUAGAUCUUAAGCUAUAUCUAAUGUUCAGCAAAGCAGUGUAAGCAAUUUCUGCCGAAGCUCGUAAUUUGAAAGAAUAGUUCUUGUGUAUUCAUAUUAGUAAAUUAUAUACAAAGAGUUCUCUUGAAAUUUGAAUAAAACAAGCACUCGCGAAUUUUUCAGUCAGUACUGCCAGUGCUGGAAAAUGUUAGGCAACACCGCUGCCAGGACAUCUCAACAAAAUAUCUUCGCAAGAGAUUUUCUUGCAUCUUGCAGGAAAUUUUUGUCAUCUCAUAUACUGGAAUUCCAUAUAAUUAACUUAUUGUUUGCAAAAGGUUUUUGUGUUGUGCCGAGUUUGAUAUUUAUCACACAGUGUGACACCAUACAUUCUCUGAAAUCCAUACAUAUAUGCAGGACGUUUUAUAUUUGAAACACGAUAUUUUAUUUCGGGAUUUUGCUGCCAGGAAGAGAAGUCUAUUUUCUACGCCUGGUCAGUGCUACGUUGAUAAUGCUUGAAAGACCCACUCGUACAUAUUUUAUUGAAAUUACUGAUUCUAUUGUCUUUACUAAUAGGGACAGUAAAACGAACUGGAAGGAAAUUAAGAAAAUCACCAAUAUUUCAGUAUGUUCUUAUAUUUUCACCAUUUCUAGAUCGUUGAUAAAUGCUUAUCUGAUGGAGCAGAUGAAUACCUUCAGUUGCUGGAUUUAAGUUCCACUAUAAUGACCCAGUUUUGCCAGGCGGAGUCUUCUAGUUAGAUUCUAGUUAGAAACUAUGAACGGAAAUUUUUUUUUGUUUACUGUCGUCAUCCUUAUGUCUAGCAUAAUUAUCUAUACGAAGAAACUAACUAGUGUUGCGUUAAACUCGUGCUGAAAUGUUUUGGUUCGUAAACAGGAACGGUAUUGAUUAAAUUAUAUCCUUGAAAUACCUUUAAAACAUGACGGAACAUUGUAAAGAAUAGCGUGAACGACAUCCAAUAAAACGUGUGUAUGACUAAGAGUCCACCUUACCCUCACUUGUCAAUAAAGCGCUGUUUACACGAAAAAAAUAAAAUAACGUUUAAUAUAAAGGUCUUUUUAAAAC
Molecule: messenger RNA, 44578 nt
Organism: Paramuricea clavata
Lineage: Eukaryota; Metazoa; Cnidaria; Anthozoa; Malacalcyonacea; Plexauridae
Source: the annotation of a GenBank genome assembly